AGUCCCCGCCCAGGGAGAGGCAGCGGCGGCGGUUCCGCGCGGGCAGCGGGGGUCCCGGGCCAGGAGCGCCGCAGCCAUGGCCGGGGCGCGCCCGGAGGUCCACGCGCUCCAGCUGGAGCCCCUGAAGGUCCCGGAGACCCUGAUGAAAGGCAGCAAGUUCAUCAAAUGGGACGAGGUGAGUCUCGGAGGGCGGGACGAGCCCACAUCUCCCCCUUCCUUGCCUUGCAAACUUUUCUUGCAAAAUAGCCACCCUCCCUUCUGCAGGCUUGCUUUGAUCUUAAGAGAGGUCCCCCUUUUCAGUGGUGGGGGGGAGUGCGUGGGCCACCAGAAACCCCCGUUCCCUCACUUAUCCCCUCGCUUCAGAUUGUCGGUCUUUUCUGCUCAACAGUCUGUUUCCAUGCCCGUGUACCCCAUUGGUUUACUUUGGGGGGAACCCUCAGACUUCCAAAAGUAAAGAUUUGGUAGUUUGCCCAUUUCCCCUGCUUUCCCCCUUCUCUUAUUCUGCUGCUGCCUCUGGGGUUUUUUUGUGGGGUGGUAGAUCCUUUCUGGGAAGCAAUCUUGUCCCCUAUCUGUAUCUUUACACCCCACUGUUUUAUUUACUGGGGGUUCCCUUCUUGUAGAGAGAAAUAUAUUAUUCCUCUGUCCUCCUACACUUUAGACCUCCUUUUUGACUCCCUCUCUACAUUACUCUCCGCCUCCUUCCCCCCUUAUCUACCAUGACACUCCUAAAUUCCAUUCCUUUGCAAACUCCCCAAUUCUUUACAUUUGAGUUUUAUUUUAUUCAUUUAUUUUUUUGGCGGUUUCAUGCAAACUUUGUUGCAGAAACAAAUCUCCCCCCUCUUUUCACUUAUCUGCAGCUCCCCCAUGGUUUGCAUAGGGACGCCCCUUCCCAAAGGAGAGAAAAAAGGUCUCUGUAUUAAGUGGGGACCCCCCCCCACUUCCUUGAAAGAGUAUUUCUUUUCUCCAUCAGUCUUGGGAAGCCCCCUUCCCAGUCCCUAAUUCUGCUAUUUAUUUCUUUUUGGCUUCUAUUUCUUGACACAUGUAUACCCACAAUUCACAGCAGAGCAACAACCUGGGAAGGGGUUGGAGAAAACACGGGGGUCCCCUCUGACUUGUUUGUUUCACCUCACCCUAUCUCUUCCUUUAGUAGAACCACUUUUCCUUGGAAAAGACCUUCUCAGUGGGCCCCCCAGCUGCCUUUUCCUCUCCUUGAAGCCCCCUUAUAGCAUAUCUCCAACACAGUCCUCCAACUUCCACUUUCAAACUUCAGCCUGACCCUCCCCUGUCUCGCUUUCCUGUCCCCCUUGCCCCCAAGCGUGACCUCUCCAAGGCUCCUUUGCCCUGAGCUGUCAAGGCACCGGGUGGAGUUGAUGCCUUUGCCCUCCCACUCUUCCUGCUUUCUCUCUUUUUCUCCUGUUAGCCUGACUCUUUCUGGAGACAGACCCCUCCUUGCCUUUUUUCGCUUUUUCAGGAACUUUAACCUCCCUAAGUCUUCAAAUCGAGAUAUCUUUUUGCCUUCUUUGCGCCGGAAGGAUUUUUUUCUUUAAAUGUGCAAUGCGCUGGGUGGUAUCUAGGGAGACAAGAAGCAUUUCCGCUCCCCCCCCCAACAUUUCCAACUUUUUCUCAGUGUUUAUAAAAAGAGCAAGGCUUUGUUGGACCCUCUGUUGACUGCCAGCCCCCUAUCCCUGUCUCUCCCCCAGCCCACCCGCCCCCAUUUAGUUUCCGGUGCAUUUAUACUCCCAUGUGCCCUGAAUGUUGAUUUUGGUGUGUGUACAUUUUAUGAACAUGAAGUGUUUUUUAUUAUAAAAAAGAGAUUGCGUACUGUACUGCCAUUCACAGGGGUUCUCUAUGGGACAGGGGUGUUCUCUAUAGGGGAAUCUGCCUGCAAGGGGACUGGCCAAACCUUUGGAGUGUGUGUAUGCUCAUGGGGUGCUCUCAGUGGGGUGCAUUCUUGCGGCAGAUGCAUACAGGCCUGCCCCACUGAGCCACUUAGACCCAAAAUUGAAGCAAAGGCAGUCUCUGAAGCUUUAUGAGUUUGGGUCUGUCUUGGAGAUGGGCAGAUGGUGUCGGGUGUGGGGAGAGUUUAUCAUCUUCUUCUUCUUUGGCGAUCACUCGUAGCCAGUAAGAUUGUCUUCCAUAAACACGGUUUUAACAAUGUAAGUGACUGUGGAGGCCAAUUCUGGAUCCACACGUCCUUCCACAGUGGAGACAUUGGUUUCCAGGCAGGAGUUGAUCACAGUGUGGAUUUGCCAAGCGUACCUUCCUCUUAGCACGUUUCUCCCUUGCGUCCUGAGUUCGAGUGUCUUCAAAGCCCAUGACACCUUUGGUAAAGGCUGUUUUCCACUGGAGCGCUCGUAGGCAAGGGUUUCCCAAUUGUUGGUGUUUAUACUACAUUUUAAAAGAUUUGCCUUGAGACAGUCUUUGAACCUCUUUUGUUGACCACCAGCAUUACACUUUCCAUUUUUAAGUUCGGAAUAGAGUGUAGUUGCUUUGGAAGAACUGGAAGGGAGGUAGAGGCCUGAGGCCCUUGGUGGAAGAGUGAGGUUAAAAACCAAUAAAUAUUAUAAGUGGAACCUAGAAUGAGUAGAUGGGUGGCAUUUGAAUUGUGGGGAUGGAUUUGGCAGAUCAGCCUGAAUGGGGAAUGGGUGUUUACAGCUUCAUUGGGGCCCAGUGAUUUUGGGGCAGAAAUAAGAAAGCCUUGAUUAUUUCCUCCAUUCCCUUGGGGCCUUGGUUACUGGGGGGCAGGAACAAGCUGCUUCUGACUUCUGCCCCCCCCUUACUUUCCCUCCUUCGGCCCUGCUGGGGGUUUCACAAUCUAAGCACUAUGGCAACAGCCCUCUUGGCCUUCCUUCCUUUUGCUCUAUCCAACCCCAAAAAAGGAAGCCCAGAGCCUUAGGCAAGAAAAAAAAGACAUACAAGCUAGAUCAAUGGGCCUGGGCCCCUCUCAUUGAUCAAAGGGGAUUUUUGUGGGGGGGGGAGAUAGUGGGGGGCAGGCAAUCACCCCUUAGUAGAGAAGAUUCAGGACUUAAGGGAAGGAAUUCAGGACUUGUCCUGAUUGAAACUGUUAAGGAAAAAUGCUAAGGGAAGCUCCAGUACACGCAAAGUGAUAUUUUCUCUUUGUGCACAUGUGUGUGUGUUUUGUAUACACACCCCAGACUCCUGUGUCAGAAUACUAUGGGGAGGGUCAGCAUGGAUGGGGCAGUCUAUCUCCUUCUGUUAGAGGAAAACUGGGCGAAAGUUUGGUGUUGACAAGAAAUCUCUGACACUGGUUUGUGGUUUGUGUGUAAACACGCUCACAGUUUUGUGUCUUAUCUGUGGGUGUUCACUCUGGGGUGGGGAAGGGUGAAGUUCCCUCCUGGUGAGGAACCAUAGUCUCAGUUUUCUUUUCUUUUUACCAAAGAGUCAGGUUUUUAGCAUUGGCAGAACCUGAGAUACGAGGCAAAAUAUACAGACAAUAUUUUCAUUUUCGGCUGAGGAAUCAGCCUGCUUCCUGCUUUCAGCGUUUUACUCCUCCUUGCUGGAAAAAUUCCUGCAAACACCCACAAUCUCAUCCAGUCUCUGCCCCCCGCCCAGAAGAUCUCUUCUAAAAUGUGACCAAUUCAUAGAGCAUGUGGGGUGGGGUAUGUGGGCCUAGUGAUUUGUGGCAUCCUGUGCCAGGCCACAUUGGCGCUGGGAGGGUGGCAGGCAGUUUUGGAGGCAAGACGGGUGUCAAGUGGGCCUGGUUUGAGAGAGGUGCAUGCGUGUGCAUGUUUGAUAUAAUCUGGGGGUGAGGGAAAGCAAGGGAUUUUGCAACCCUCAACUGCCCAUAUUUCGUCUAUGCCCCACACUCUGAUUGUUUGCUACUUUCUCUCCCCGCCUUUUUUUUAACCCAAGGAUGUGAAUCUAAUGACUAUUUGCACAGCCCGAGGAAACAUGUUUCUGAGGUGUCUGCCAAAUGACACCCCCCAAUGGCCCUCUUCCCCCCCUCCUUUCCCCUCAGAAAUGCUUCUCAAACAGCUGUGAGGACAAAUCCUCUCUCAGGGGAAUCCUGUUUCUUGCCUGGAAUGGUCGAAGAUGGAGAGCUCAACUGCCCAGCCAACAUUGCAAACAACAUGGGGAAACAAGGAAUACUUUCCCUUCUUCCCUCCCCUGUCUGGUUCCGAUCUUAAUUCUCCUCAUUCCCCAGCAUCCCAGCCCAGAUCUGCGGGGCCAGAAUGUCAAGCAGCAAAUUGCGCCUAAUUUCCCCCUUCCCAUCCGUUUCCUUUCAAAACAGCUCUCAAAAACCGGAUAAUUUCCCAGGUCAGUUAAGUUCCCUGGGGGGAGAGUGGUAGCAAUUGCCUCAAUCUCUCUUUGCUCUUUGUCAGCUGAGCCUGCCUCACAGGGCUAUUGUGAGGAUAAAAUGGGGGGGGCAGGUCUCUAUGUUGUGGAGGGAAUCUCCAUGUUUGCUAGGAAAGAGGAAGAGAGUCAUUCUACUUAGAGUAGAGCCAUUGAAAUUAAUGGUCCCCAGUUAAUCAUGUGGAUUGAGUUUAGUGGGUCUACUCUGAAUAGGAGUAACAUAUUGGAGACAACCUUGUAGUUUAAUAGAAUCAUAGAAUUGUAGAGUUGGAGAGGACCAUGGGAGGAAUCUAGUCCAACUCCUGCAAUGCAGGAUUCUUUUGCCCAACAUGGGAUUCGAACCCACAACCUUGACUUCAAGAGUCUCUUGCUCUCCUGACUGCCAUAUCCUGAGGGGUGCAACAGGUUCAUACAGAUGGGUGGCUUCACUGGGGCUUGUAGGAUUAGACAGGGCAAUCUGAAUGGGGUUUUGUGUGCUUCCACUUUCGAGCAAAUGAAGAGCUCAUCUUGAGGUACCCCUCAUUCUUCCUCCUGCAUUAUCCUGAUAUCAGGGUGCCCUUUGCUUCUCUUAAGUACCCUUGAAAUUGCUGCUGGCAUGUGAUGGCGAUAUUGACUUUUAAACGUUUUGGGUUAUUUUGGGGGGGAUGCCUUGUGUUUUGCCUUUCCACCCUCUAUCUCUCCUCACCCUGCCCCAGAAAUAUCAAUGUGUGAGCAUUAGAUACGAUCCCUGACUGACUUCGCCUCCGCCCAGGUUCUCAUUUUUACAGCGGUUUCCUUAUCAUAAGUGGGAGAGCCUGGAACAAUGAUUCCCGUUCAAUGUUCCCACGGCGAUAACAGUCCAGAGGGCAGCUGAUGAGGGAAGGACUCUCUGUGUGGGUGGGUGAUGUAAGAUUUGCGGGGUGGUGGCAUGCUGUUACAGAGCUGCUUGGAAAUGGCCCCCCACUCUGGAGUCCUUUGCAGUGUCCGGAACCAGCUCCCGGCCUCCAGUGCCCACCCCCAUUUCCUUUUCAUCUCCAGACAGAUUUUCAGGGUCUCUGGGUAUUUAGCGUGCUGACCAAUGGGAGUGCAUAUGGUCUCUAUUAAAAUUCCUGUCUUGUGAGCUCCCCCCCACCCCACUAAUACAGGGCCUAAGGGGGAUUCCCACAGCCCUGUGAUGCCAUGGAUGGGGGGGUGAGUUUGAGAGGGUGCACUGAGAACAGCCAAAUCCUUUCAGAUGACAAAGGCAAAGUGUGGGGUGGUGGGUAGGAACUUCAUAGUUGCUUCUGUGUAGUGUGGAGCGCAAUGCAGUGAAAUAAAAUCUUUGACGGGGAAAAUAGGAUUUUGUGUGCAUUUUUAUUUUAAUCAAAUCUUUGCAAGCUGGCACAGCAAAAUGCAGGUUACCCUGUUUGUAUUUAUACAGCUGGGCCGCGUUCUUACUGUACAUUUAACACAUAUUUUUGGCCUGCAUGAUUAUUGGGAACUGUAGUUGGCUAAGGAUGCUAAGAACCAUAGCUCUGUGAGAUGUGAUAUACAGUUCCCAGGAUUAUUGGGGUGGGGGAGGGUGGGCUUUAAAUGUAUGGUGUGUAAGCAGUCUUUAAAAAAUGGAGGAGGCUUGGUGGGGUGUGUGUGUGGAACCUUGAUUCAAUAUGUUUUUAUUAGAUUAUCAUUCCACCCUGCAAAGAGCUCAGGGCAUAUACAGGGUUGGGGUUUUCUCCCUUUACCACUUUAUUAUUGCAAGAACCCUGUGAGGUAGGUUAAGUCAAAUGAGGCGUAACCAGGAUCUCUCACUGAACUUCAUGGCUGAGUAGCGGAAUUUGAAUCCAGGGCUCGAGGUUUAUGAGUCGGCGCGUCUGCCCAAGACUUAUUUAAGAACUCAAAUGUGAAAUUGCUGGUCUAACAAAAAUAAUGUUUUUUACUGAAUGAUUAGGACAUAGCUGAGCACUACACUAUUUUUUUGAAAAGGGAUGCAGAAAUGAUGCCUCUUAUCUUAAUGUCUGUCCCAUGAGAAUUGGUAGAAAGCAUGAUUAAAGUUAGAAUGAUAAAGAAUGUUGAACGAUAAGCCUUGCUGAGGAAGAAUCAGCACGGCUUUUGCAAAGAGAAAGCCAUUCUUGGCAACCUUGGGCUAACUUCCCUAGAUUUCCAAAAACCUUUUGACAGAAUCUCUGGCCAAAGGAUUUAUAGUAAACUUUUGUGCAUUGCCUUAAUGGAUUGUUAUUUGCUUAAAGAAUAAAUUUCUCACGGUCGUGGGGAGGGAGCUGGAUCUGUAUUGUUUGGGUCUGGUGCUGUUUAACAUUCAUAAGUGAUCUUGAGUCGGGGUGAGCAGUGAGCUAGCCAAGUUUGUGAGUGACAGCAAACUAUUCAGGAUGGUGACAAUCUGAGCAGACUACAAAUAUCUCCACUGGACGAACAGCCAACAAAAACGGCAAUUGGGGUUUAGUGUAAGUAAGCGUAAAAGGUUUUAUAUAUAAACAUACAAACCGGUUUGUUCCGAACUGGUAGAGGCUAACUAGAAAAGGGAGAUCCUGGGGUUGUGCUGGAUAACUCUAUGAAAACAUCAACCUGCUUUGUGUGUCAGCACCAACAAGGAGAAAUUCCUUGCUGGGGAUUCUUAGGCAAGCUAUCUGAAAGCAGACCUGCCAGUUUCGUAAAGCUUCCAAAUAAAUAUAUGGCGCAAGACUAUUUGAAUACUAUGUAUGGUUCUGACUAACCAGUCUCAAAAAAGGAUAUCACAGAGCUGAAGAAAGUAGCAGAGUGCAGUUGAAAUGAUCAGGGGGGCUGAAGCAACUCCUCUAUAUUAGGAAAGCUCGAGAGAUGUUUGAACUUUCUAGCUUAGAACUUCAGCUGUAAGCUUCCAGAUGGGCUCCCAACUCCCGCCAGCGUAGCUAAUGCCCAGGGAAGAUAAAGAGGGGUCUUAUCAACAUCUGGAAGGCUACAGGUUUCCUAAUCUAGUCUAGGGAGACACAAUUGACGUAAUUAAGACUUAUAACGUUAUACAUGGUGUGAAGAAAGUGAGUGAGUGAGAGAGAUGUCCCACCGCUUUCCCUCAGAACUGUGGGUUGUGUAAGGAAGCUGAAUGAGCAAAGACGAAAGGAAGUGUUUCUUCACAUAGGUCACAUUCGCACCAUACAUGUAAAGCACAUGGCUUCCCCCAAAGCAUCCUGGGAACUGUCCUUUGUUAAGGGGUGUGUGAAUUAUAGCUCUCUGAGGGGCAACCUACAGUUCCCAGGGUUCUCUGGGGGAAGACAUGACUGCUUAAGAGUGGUAUAAUUGGGUUUUCAAUGUAUGGUGGUGUGGAUACAGGCGUUGUGCAUCGUUAACCUAUGGAAUUAGCUGCUGCAGGAUACUGUGAGGGCCAGUAGCUAAGGUGAAUUUAUUUAUUUGUUGUUUGUUUAUAGAAUUCAUAUCCCCCAACCCGGGCACUUAAAUAAAUUGAUUUUGGAGGGAAAGCCUGAUGGCGAGGUACCUGCUACUUUAGGUUUCCCACAAUGCCAUGCUACGCAUUUAAAAUGGCAGCUGCCUGCCUCACAGUGGAUCAGGAGAAGCCAGCACAAUGCUCUCCUAGAGGUUGUUGGACUCAAACUCCCAUCAGCCCCACUCAGUUUGGCCUACAAUUAGGGGAUAAUGUUGUCGUUCAACAACUAAAUUGGAGGGCACUACAUCCGCUACCCCUGUGGUGCGUGGUAUCCAACUAAGUCCUACUUGGAGAAGACCCAUUGGAAUGAAUGGACUUGAGCUUAGUCAUGGUCAUUGAUUUCAAUGGCUCUACUCUGAGGAGGGCUAACAUGGAUACAGUCCAAGACAAAUUGUAAACUAGAGGAGGAGGGCGGCAGAGGGGGUCCAGUUGGCGCCAGGGGGCUCUUGGCAGCUGCCAGAAAAUGCCUGGUGCUGACGCCAAGCCUGAUUCUUUCUGCUUUUCCCAGGCCACUUACUUUCCUGUGCAAGACUUAGGGGGUCUCCUUUGGAGCGUUCCUGCUUUGAAAGCCAUCGGAUCUGGGCGUGGGCUCUUUCCUGCUGUUUGGCUGGAGACCUGAGCUUAUUGUGCAGAUCCUAAUGAACCCUAUUAAACGUUUUUGCAGAUGAGUGGUAGGCUCUUUCUCCUCCAUUUCCUAAGCUGUCCCUUACACACCUCUGCUUCCGAGGCUAAUUUCAGGUACUGAGUGGUGAUGUGAGCUGUGUGUUGAUAAGAGGUAUUAAAAGGACUGAGGGCAAGUGGGGGUGAGGAUGGAGUCCCUAAAGAGCUUGGAUGAUGGUAGUGAGAGAACCUUUCCCCCCAAGCUGGGUGGGUCUAAGUUAAAGACUGAAAGAAUUACAGGCUGAAUUGAAUAGUCACAAGCGGGGCCUACGAUAACAUGUCACAGUUAAAUGCUUGGGAAAGGCCAUACCUCAGUGGCAGAGCACUUUCCUUGCAAGUCACUGGUCUCGGGUGAAAUCCCUGGCAUCUUCAGGUACGGCUGGGAGAGUCCCCUGUCUGAAAUCUUGGAGAGCUGUUUCCAGUCUGUGCUAGACAGAUCCAAUGGCCUGACUCUGCAUGAGGCAGCUGCCUAUGUUCCUAUUUAAAACGGCCGUUCGUUGAGAACCGUGAGGACUAGAAUCUCUAUUUUUAGGGGAGCAACCAUAGUUUGGCUGUUGAGCACCCGCAUUCGAUGCACAAGGUCCCAGGUUCAGUCCUGGGUAUGGCUGGCAAAGACCCCUUGCCUGAAAAACCUGGAGAGAUGCUUCCAGUCAGUGUGAAGACAAUACUGAGCUUGAUAGACCAGCCGUUUGACUUAGUAUAAGUCAACUUCAAAUGUUCCUAUUGUGGGUUUCUCUUGCUAGGCAGCCUCCAGGUCUGGUUUUCUCUUCUCCCACCCCCUGAAGUCAGUCCCUAUUCUGUGGCCACUGAACAUGGUCAAUCAUCACUAAGAUGUUUGGGGGCUUUCCAUCUCUAGGUUUGUUUGUGUCUAUAAGGAUUAUUUUGUACUUCAGCACACCACAGGGUUUCCUCAAGCCUGCUGGUGACCUCUGUCUUUUUCAAAAACACACACAUUUUAUUGGUUUUUCAGACAGAAACAGAAUUAACGAAUUAACAUCAACAAAUGAAACUCCCUCCCAGCCUCGCUACUCAAAUGCUGUAGUGGGAAGCCUGCUAGCAAGGCCUGGGUUCAACAGCACUUUCCUUACUUGGGAUUUCCAGAAGUCUGUUUUCAGAGACAUGCUGCCUCUGACAAUGAAUGCAACAAAGGCAGAGCAUUCCCUUAGCCUUCAUUAAUUUGUCUAAUAAUAAUAAUAAUAGUAGUAAUAAUUUAUUAUUUGUACCCCACCGAUCUGACUGGGUUGCCCCAGUCACUCUAGGUGGCUUCCAACAGAAUUUAAAAAUACAGUGGUGCCUUGGUUUAUGAACUUAAUCCGUUCUGGAAGUCCAUUCUUAAACCAAAACUGUUCUUAAACCGAGGCAUGCCUUCCCUAAUGAGGCCUCCCGCCGCUGAUGCUUUCCACUGUUCGGAUUCCGUUCUUAGACCAAGGUAAAGUUCUUAAACUGGGACACUAUUUCCAGUUUUGGAGAGUUUGUAUACCGAAUCGUUCUUAAACCGGACUGUUCUUAAACCGAAGUACCACUGUAUAACGAGACAUCAAAUAUUAAAACCUUCCCAAUACAGGACUGCCUUCAGAUGUCUCUGGAAAGUCGUAGGUAUAGUUGUUUAUCUCUUUGACAUCUGACUGACAGGCAUUCCACAGGGUGGGCAUCAAUACCAAGAAAGCCCUCUGCCUGGUUUCUUGUAGCUUCAAGUCUCGCAAUGAGGAAACUGUUUAAAUCCCCCUUUAAAGCCUUAUUGAGUUGUUGGCCAUUCGUAGACUUGACAUCUGCCUUCGACUCAAUCUGUAGAGAUAGACUAUGGAAAAAAUUAUAUGAAACGGACAUUGACAGACGACUUUUAAAAAUUCUCAGAGAGUUACAUACAGACAUUACAGUCAAAAUCAGAACUGGGCCAUCGGGAACUCUUACGGACCCACUGCCAUUGGGGAAAGGGGUCAAACAGGGAUGCCUGCUAGCCCCAUUUCUUUUCAACUUUUAUAUAAACGACAUUGUCCAGUACAUGGCAAAGUACAAGUCAUCGGCUCCAGCCCUUGAAGGUAAACGCCUGAAUAUUUUGCUAUAUGCCGAUGACAUGGUUUUAAUGGCACUCACCCGAAGAGGCUUACGCAGCAUGCUGGGGGGAUCGCAGCCUACUGUUCCCAUAAUUCACUAAAGAUAAACCAUGAUAAAACAAAAAUUGUGGUGUUUACUAGAGCUCGCCACACCUUUAGAUGGUCUUUAGAUGAACAAGUGAUUGAACAGUGCCCUUUUUUAAAUAUCUGGGUGUUACAUUCCAGGCUACAUCUAGCUGGCUAGCCCACUUUAAGGCUGUAACCAUCCUAACACGAAGAACAAUUGGUGUUUUGCUUAGUUUCUUCCAUACCAGGGGAGGACAAUUGGUGAUCCCGGCAUUAAGAGCUUUCGUUGGGAAAGCUAUUCCCCAGAUGUUAUAUGGGAUAGAACUCUGGGGGUGGAACCAGAGGCUGUUGGAACGGCUUGAAAUUUUGCAAAACUACUAUCUCAAGAAGAUUCUAGGCCUUCCUCAAGGAACCCCAGCAGCCUUCUUGAGGGUGGAGGUUGGUUUACCCUCUGUGUCUGCCAGGGCCCACUUAAGAUUCCUACGAUUUUACAUCAACCUUGCAAACUCUUCAAACACCUUAUUGGCCAAACAAGCCUUCGUAUCUUUUCAAAAGAAUACCACUUGGCGCCAAAACUUAUCUGAGAUCCUGGUUAGAUACACCCUACCGGAGUUUAAUAUCCUCAAACGGUGGAGCCCGGACAAAGUCCGGAAAUGGAUCCUGGAGAGAGACGCUCUGUUAGAUACCACAAAAAUACAGAUCCCAGGGUCCUCCCACUGGCUACACCGAAUGAAAUCAGUCAAAAUCUGCGCCAACUACUUGGCGAAUAUCACCAAUCCCACUCUUCGGAGAGCCUUUACUAUGGCCCGUUUUCAAACCAUUCCUACGGCCUAUCUGUCAGGCAGAUAUGCAAAAAUCCCAGUAGAGCAGCGGAUAUGUCCUUGUUAUAUGAGAACCAAAGAGGAUCUCAUACAUUACAUGUUGUAUUGUCCCAUCUAUUCGGCCUUCAGGGAUGCGAUGUUACAAACUAUUCCUAAAUCAAUAGUCAACUCUGAGGACCAAGUAAAGUUUUUACUGGUAGACGCUGAUCCACGGAUUUCUCACGUGGUAGCGGUCUUUGUGGUGAAGGCUAUGAAAACUAGGGUAUGGUUCCUGGAUGAAACGGUGAGGUCCUCCCAUUGCUCUCCUAACCUGUUGCUGUACCUUCUUCCUUGAAUGGUGGGGUUUUUGGGUAGUUUCCUUGCUGGGACAACAUGGCAUGAAUUUUAGCUUACUUUUAUAAUCUUUUUGGUUUAUCUUUUAAUAAUGUUUUAUGGUAUUUUGUGUAAAGGCAUGGACCUCACAAAUUUAAUAAAUUUGUUGUUGUUGUUGUUGUCAUAGAGAGAGUUGUUGGCCAUCACUACCUCAGGUGGGAGCAAAUUCCAUAAUUUUAACUUUGCGCUGUGUGAAGAAAUGCUUCCUUCGAAUGUUACACGAGAGGGAGAAAAUGUUUUCCUUGUCCACUUUCUCUACACUGUGCAUUACUGUAUACACCUCAAUCAUGUCUCCUUGCCUUUUUUUCUAAACUGAAAAGCCCCAAAUAUUGUAACUGUUCCUUCACAGGGGAGUUGCUACACCCCCUGAUCAUUUUCUUAUUUCCCAGGAUUCUCUGGGACAACCAAAGAAAUAAAGUUGUAUAAAGACCAGUUUCAGUUUAGGUUGCCCUUUCCUGAACCUGUGAUAUCCUUUUUCAGGCGAGAUGACUGGAAUGGAACCCCCAAUCUAUGUGCCAUAGAUUUGUAUGAUGGCAUUAUGAAACUGGCAAUUUAUAUUUUCAGCUCCUUUCCUAAUGAUUCCUAGCAUGGAAUUUGUCUUUUUCACAGCUGCUGCACACUGGGCACUACCGUGAGAGGCAGGGCCUCCAACUCCUAGGGACCGAGCCCUUUUGGGGGCCCCAAUAAUUUGGGGGAGAAGGCUGGACCCCCCAUGUUCAAAGGAGGCAGAGGAGGCCAAGUGUGGAGACGAGCAUGACCCAGAUUCUGUGGCCUGCUCCUUCUCCUUCUCCUGCCACAGAGGGGAAGGAGUGGGGAAGCAGACCGCAGCCAGCGGCGGCGGCAGCAGCAGUAGGACAUGGAGCUGCUGGCCAUUGAACCCAGGCUGCCACUGAGUUUGGCUCUGCCACUGGCUCCUCCCGACAUCUUGACGCCAUGUGCGUGACAUCUGCGCCCCCCUUCUCCCUCGCAAGUUGGUGUCUCAGGUGAGAGGGCUUGGGCUCUCAGUUUUUGUAACUGCUAAGGCCUCAACAGUUCUCAAGAUUCCUUAGGCCGUGAAAACUUACGCUUGUAUAAAACUGCUCUACAGGUAGAUACUUCAUGAUUCCAAAUCAGAUGGUUUUGGAAUGGAGUUACCCAUGGCGGGGAGAGUUGGUGGGGAUCGUAUUGGUAGGGUUUGCUCCUUACUCCCCCCUGACACAGAUCCUGUGCCUGUAACAGUUGCAACAAUGGGCAGGUGUUCAACAUCUGCACCCCUGUGCCAGGAAAAGCUACACAUGUUGAAUUUCUGCCUCUUUCUGACAGUAAGAGCUGUGGAAAGGACUCCCUUGGAAAAUGAUGGACCCUCCUUCAUUGGAGGUUUCCGAACAGAGCUUGGAUGGCCAUCUGUCAGGGAUUCUUCAUCUGUGAUUCCUGCAUUGUUGGGGGGUUGGACUAGAUGACCCUUGGUGUCCCUUCCAGCUCUUUAAUUAUAUGACUCUAUAUCAGGCUUUCAUUGGGACAGCCUCUGCUCUGUGGAAUAGCAUUCCUCUUGAGGCACUUUCCGGAAACAAUUGAAGUAAUUUUUGUUGCGGCUGGCUUUCCCAGCUGAAUAAAUGGAUCUUAGACACGGCAAUUUUAUAUGGUUUUAGUUUUUAGUUUUUAUUUAAAAACACCAAAACCCGCAUCUGCUGUUUGCAAACUUUUUAAAAAAUUGUACAUCACUUUGCAAUGAUUGUUUAGAAGGCAAUUAAUGAAUCAAUGAUCAUUUAAAAAUGACUAAAUUGAGAAAGCUGGAGAGAAAAGUUUUCAACCAACAUUGAAAACUGUACAGUGUUGGGGCUUGCCUGACUUCUAAGGGAAGAGAAUUCCAGAGAACUGGGAGUGCAAGGCACAUGUUCGAGUCGCAACAUGCUUUCUUGCAGGGGUGUGUGGCGCCAUCAGCACAUCUUAAGAACAUUAGGAACUCCUCUGAAGAUGGUUCAGAAACUUCAGCUGGUACAGAAUUCAGUGGCCAGGUUGCUCACUGGAGCAAGACGGUUUGAGCAUAUUACACUGAUCCUGGUCCGACUACACUGGAUACCAAUUAGUUUCCAGGCCCAAUUCAAAGUGCUCGUUUUGACCUAUAAAGCUUUAAACAGCUCAGGACCGCAAUACCUCAAGGGCCACCUCUUUAUAUAUGAACCUACCCAGACUGUGAGAUCAUCUUCGGAGGCCCUUCUUCGUGUGCCGCCGCCUUAAGAGGUCCGGAGGGUGGCAACACAAGAACACGCCUUCUCUGCAGUGGCCCCAUCUGUGGAAUGCUCUCCCCAGGGAAGUUUGCCUGGUGCCUUCAUUAUACACCCUUAGGCACCAAGCAAAAACAUUCCUUUUUAACCAGGCGUUUGGUUGAUCUGAUUAACAUCCUAUGCUCUUUUAAAAUGUGGCUUUUCUGUGUGUGUGGGAGGGGAGCUAUUGGGUUGUUCUAAUUUUUAUUUUGUAUUUGUGGUUUUGUAUUUUGAUUUUAUUCUGUGAACCGCCCUGAGAACCCCAGGUAUAGGGCAGUAUUUAAAUUCAAAGAAGAAGAGGAGGAGGAGGAGGAGGAGCCCGGCUGCUGGAUCAGACCAAAGGCUUCUGUAGCGCAGAAUCCUCUUCCCUCGCAGUGGCCAGCCAGAUGUCCCUAUGGGAUGCCCUAAAGUGCAGCAUACUUGACUCACGUGGUUCUCAGCAGCUGGUAUUCAGGGGCCUAGUGCCUCCGGCAAUGAACAUCUUUACCUGACUGGGGUGGGGUGUAGUGGGUGAGGCAGUUUGGUUCAGAUCCAUAUCGGUACCAGUAGUCAAAUUCUGAAUCCAGCUCAGAAGCAAAUUGGUAGCCAAUGCAACACUUUCAGCAAAGGCAUUAUCUGUGGGUUGCCCUCAAAAGCAACUGCCCUCACUGUACAGGCAACUUCCAGUUUAUGUGACGGUUACGUUCCAAGGCAUUGGGCAUUUACAUGAAAUCGCCUAUAUUUGAAACGCCAUUGGAAAAGCCUGCAGACACCUUCUAAACCUCUGGAAACUGUUGAAACGCCCUUUAAAAAACAGCAGCACUCCCUCCAAACCUACUUGCUCAAACUCCCAACUCUCCACAGGCCUCAACGGUCGGUGCAAAGGCUUGUGGGAUAGCUAAGUGCUGGUUUUGUGCCUUUUUCAUCCCCUUUGUGCCUUUUUCGUCCCAUUUUUGCCGUUUUAAAUGUCUCUUCUGUGUUUGGCGCAAUGCGUGUGUGCGCAGUCAGCAUCCAUUGGACGCAUGUAAAUUAGUCGUUGCCUGUACAAUUUUUUGGCACCUGCUAAAAGCCUUUUUUGUUCAAGAAAGCCUCCCCAGACAUGUAGACAUCUGUUUCACUACAUCAUCAUAAUUAUUUAAUAAUACGUAUUUUUAAACCAUCUGAUUUACGUUUUUCAAAAAGUGGUUUAAGGUGAGCUUGUUUUUAAUACUUGGUUUUUAUCAGUGAUUUUCAUGGUAUAUUCAUAUUGUAUGCAAGCUGCUUAGAGGCUUCGGUGAUUAAGCAAUAUAUAGAUUCUGUUCAAUAAAAUUAAAUGAAUUGUGUGUUGGCCCUUUGACACCGGCUGCAGCUUCUGGACUGAAUUCAAGGGCAGCCCCAGGUAAAGCGCAUUACAGCAAUCAGUGUAUGGACCACUGUUGCUGAGCUUCCAUCCCUUACAAACCUAGUUGAUCAUUAUGCCUUGCAAAUGCCAUCUCAUUAGGAGGUCCAUUCCACAGAAUGUAGGAAUUGGGCCUUUAGGGUUUUGGUACCUACCCUUUGGAAUUCGCUCCUGCUAAAUAUUGGGCAGGUGGUUUUGCUGGUGCCUCCUGAAGACCUUCCUCAUUCAACAAGCCUUUUAUGUAAAGAUCUUUCCCUGUUUGCGUCUGUUUCUGAAUUGUUUUAAAGACGAUUUUCAAGAUGUUAAAGUUGGAGGGGUUUUUUUUAAUUGUAUGCCAUCCUGGGGCCAGGUGGAUUAUAUAAAUUUCACAAGCAAUAGGUUGCUGUUGUUUAAAAGUACUGCCUGAUGGCUCCUGGCACACAGCUGGCAAAUCUCCGAAGCUGGCAGUUGUGUACUGGAUCUGUUCCUUGAGUGGGAGACCCCUGUGAGUUGCACAAAACAGAGGAGAUCAACAUAUAAUAAACAGUUUGGGGAAAGUUGUCAUCUAUAGCUUGGUGGAAGAGUAUUGACUGUUCUCUCUCUCUCUCUCUCCCCCCCCCCCCCAUUCCUAGGAACCAACAAGCCGGGCUCUGGUGACCUUACGGGUUGACCCUAAAGGAUUUUUCCUCUACUGGACUGGCCCAAAUAUGGUAGAUAUAUGCACUCUGCUUUUAGAAGUCUUUCUGUUUGUCUCUUCUCUCUCUCUCUCUCCCCCACCCCCCAGCCUCUUCAAACUGCAUUUUUAUUUAUAUUCAUUUCGUUUUUUAAAAGUAAAGCUUCUUAUCACUUGUGAUGGGUGACCAAGCCCGGAAACUCUUGGGCGCUUACGAGCACGUCCUUUAUCUUUUGAGGUCGGCGACAUUGUGAGGAUGUGUGCAUGUCUGUGUCUAUCUGUGUGCACUCUGUACCUCCGAAGCACAGCCCUGCCCCCAAAUCUUGAGAACUGUAGUCUAUCACUUGCAGCAGCAGCAGCAGCAUUCCCGGCACUCGCUAAAAAAUACAGUUCCCAGGAUUCUUUGGGGGAAGCUAGGUACGUAUGGUAAAAGCUAUGGUUUUCCCAGUAGUCAUGUAUGGAAGUGAAAGCUGGACCAUAAAGAAGGCUGAUCACCGAAGAAUUGAUGCUUUUGAAUUAUGGUGCUGGAGGAGACUCUUGAGAGUCCCAUGGACUGCAAGAAGAUCAAACCUCUCCAUUCUUAAGGAAAUCAGCCCUGAGUGCUCACUGGAAGGACAGAUCCUGAAGCUGAGGCUCCAAUACUUUGGCCACCUCAUGAGAAGAGAAGACUCCCUGGAAAAGACCCUGAUGUUGGGAAAGAUGGAGGGCACAAGGAGAAGGGGACGACAGAGGACGAGAUGGUUGGACACUGUUAUUGAAGCUACCAGCAUGAGUUUGACUAAACUGCGGGAGGCACUGGAAGACAGGAAUUCCUGGCGUGCUCUGGUCCAUGGGGUCACGAAGAGUCGGACACGACUAAACGACUAAACAACAACAAAGUGCUUUCGAUGGGCUUGCAUGUGGUCGCUUGCCUGUGACUUGGGGAUGCUGCUGGGUGGCUGGAUAGUGGAGUUCUCCAAGCGCCCCUUGCUGGAAGGUGUUGAAAGUACAGGGCACCCGGCUUGUCCAGGGCCCUGCCUUUGGGGUUGCGUGCAGUUCACUGGCCCCCAGGGGAAGGAGUGAUUUGUGCAGAGGCCCAGGCUGUUCAUUCCACUCUCUUGUCAAUGCCUUUUGAGUCGUUAAGCUGGUUUGGCAAGAAUUCUGGGGUGGGAGCCAAAGAGAGGGAGAGAGGCGGAAAGGGAGGGAGCGGGUUUUUAAAAAAUAAAAAAAACUGAUUGAAACAGCGGCUGCUGCUCUCCUUCCUGUCCCAAUUGCUUCCUUUGCUUUUCCGGCUUCGUAAUGAAUCUUCCGGAGACCUGCACCCCAAAACGUGGCCGUUGUACCUCAAUAUUUGUAACAGACAGUAAAGGCCCAGAGUUCAUCGUGCAUUGACAUCAGUAGGGCACGUUGUGACUUGAGUAUGGCAUUUUCUGAAGUGGCCCUAACAUUUUUCUCAAAAAGACUCCCAAACCUUCCCAGCAGUUUAAUGGUGGAGUAUACAAUCGCCUCCCUGUAAUCAGUGUUUGAAACUCCCAUUGUUCUAGGCAUAUUUUGCGACAGGGAAUUUCAUCAGCACGAGCAGUUCCUGAGCUCUGGGGACGCAGUACUGCGUCUACGAUUUCAGAUUACCGGUAAAACUGCAGAGUGGAAGGAAAAGGACCUUUUUCUGCCUCCCCACUUCAAGCUACUCUCUGAAGACUGGAGAAGAGACCCUCUUAAAUAGUAUUAGGGGGCAAGCAGGGGAAGGACUAAACCAUGUGAAAAAUGAAAAUAACAUUUUAGCAAUAAGCUUGUGUGUUCUUGUUAUAAAAAAGCGCAUCUAGACAUUCCGUUGUUGCGCCCAUAACCUAAGUUUAAGGUCCCAUUUAGCUCCUAGCAUUCGUAUCUCAAUUUCUGACGCUGCCUGUAAUCCUCCUAACAACCUAACAUCCCUGCUCAGUAGUGCAGGAAGUGGCUGACCCAUAGCUGUCAACCUCCCCCUUUUUUCGCGGGAAAUUCCUUAUUCCAGCGCCGUUUCCCGCUGCUUCCUGCUGCUAUCCCGGUUUGUUAGAUAUCCCGUAGACUGUCCUUGGGACCGGUGAGGCUGCUGAUCCCUUAUUUUCAAAUCUGAAAGUUGACAGCUAUGGGCUGACCUGUGCUCCAUCCAAUGAUCUUUGUGGCCAGAUGUGAACCUGGGUCUCCGUGCUCUCAAGGUUCCAUACAUGCCAUACACUUCAAGCACGUUUAAAGGGCUGGGUGUCUGCCACAGAAACUGCCCACAGAGUUAUAAUUCCCAGAGCGGGUUACACAACCAACCCUUCUUUCCUUGAACUCUGCGAACUGUAGCGCUGUGAGGGGAGUUAUAGAGUUUUAGCAACUCUCGGCACCCAUAACAAUUUCCCCAGGAUUCUUUGGGGGGGGGCGAGGAGCCAUGGCUAUCAAAGAGGUAUAAUAGUGGGGAUGUGGCAGAUGGCUCUGGGAAGCCCAUGAGCAGGACACUCCCAGCACUUGUGACUCCCAGCAACUGGCGUCCCAAGGCCUGCUAUCUGCCUCCCAUACUGGAAGCAGUAUUUAUAGCUAUAGCCAUCUCCAUGAAUUUGUUUAGUGCUGUUUUGAAACCAUCUAAGUUGGUAGCCAUUGAAUUCUUUAUUUAAAAGAUGUGUUUCCCUCUAUGGAUGCAUUUCCCUCUCUGCUGUGCUACAAGAGAAGCAAUGGCAAUGUCUUUCAAGGGUUUAUGGCUCACAUGGGAUGCCUGAGCCCCAGGAGAAAUUAUCUCUCUCUCCCCCCCCCCACCUCCUGCACCCCCAAGUCCUUCCUCUUUGGAUGAGCUCUCUUGAUCCUGUCUUCCUACCCACUCCAACGCCUAGCAGCAAUUUCCUUUUGGUUGGAGGGAAGCCCUGUUUCCUGCCACCCCCCCACCUCUCCUCCUCUUACUGCUACCACACAAUUUCCCUGUGGUUAAAGCUCUUUUGCAUCUGGCAGCCGCCCAGGACAAAACAGUUAGCUUAAGUAGCUAUAUAUACAGCCCGAGCUGCUUGAAUGGCAAAAAGGGAACUGAAGGGGGGAGAAAAAGAGAGAGGCCGUGCCUAGCAGAAUGGCUUGGAGAAAGGCGAGGAAGGGAAAUCAAAGCACUCUGUUGUCUGUUGAGGGUGUGCAGGAAAUGCCAGCUCAUCUGACAUCCCCCCCCCCCACACGUUAGGAUUGCAGUAUAUGGGAGAAGGGCUGUAGAAUCUGCAUUGCAUGCAGAAGGUUCCAGGUUCAUUCCCCUGCAUCUCUAUAUAUACUAUCCUCUAUAUAUUGUUUAAGCAAAAGAGUUUAAAAUGCAUUUCAGUGUCCUGCGUGUUUGAAUAGGCUUGCCUAAACAAAAACGUUUUAAGCAGGUGUUGAAAGGACAAUAGUGAAAACACCUGCCUGGUGUCAAUAGGCAGGGAGUUCCAAAGUGUAAGUGCUGCUGCCACACGCAAAAGAUUGAUUUCUUACAACUGCAGAAUGAGUAUUACGUGGCACCUGUAGCAGUGCCAGUUUCACAGAAGGAAGCAGUCGAAUAGGUAUAAUAUAUGGAGUAAGACGAUCCUGCAAGUAAAUGUGAAGGACUUUGUGCUAACAGCAACACCUUGAACUUGGCCCGGUAGUAAAUGGGCAACCUGUGCAGAUCUCUGAGCAGAGGUGUCGUGUGAUGACAAAGUCUCACUCUUGCCAGCAACCUUGCUGCAGCCUUCUUUACUUAACUGCAGCUUCCAGAUCCAACACGAGCAAAGUCCCACGCAGAGUGCAUUGCAGCAAUCCAGACAUGAAGUCACAACACGAAUGAGGCUGACUUCACCCUAGGCUUCUGCAAUGCUCUCUUCUUCUCCCCUCCUACGCAGCUUCCAUUUUUGGUUAAUCGUGGUUUGUCAGUUUACCCAAACCAACAAACUGUGGUUAGCGUCACCUAGGAUUAAGUACAAAUCACGCUGCCUUCACCAUGAAGUGCUUUGCUUACUACUCAUAGGUAAUGUUAACCACAAUUUCUAGUUUAGGCAACACAGCAAGCUAUGCUUAACUAAAAGCCAAAGUUUCCAUGCUCUUUUUUGACCAUGUGUUAGGAGGACCUCCGAUAGGGGAAGCCAUGUGAGUUCAGGAGGAGGCUUUUAGAGACAAUAUGCCCAUGACAGGAGGAGCUAGCAGUAAAUCACACCAUACACAUUCGAGUUAACUCUUUAUUGGCAAGAACAGGACUUGCACAGACUUUAAAAGAGUUUAGGGAUUUACCAGGAAUGUUAACAACAUUGUUACAAUAUCAUCAUCUGCAUGAAAUAUUUAAAAAGGAUAUGAAGCGGGGCUUUGGGGAACUACUAUCACAAUUAGAGAGAGACCUGUUAAAUGGUAAUGUUAAAGUGUUGUCUAAAAUGUACAAGAUGUUAUUGGAAUGGGAGACAAAAGAUGAACAAGUGAAAUCGUCAGUGAUACACUGGGCAAUUGAUAUUGGUCAUAACAUAGAAAUGGAAGCAUGGGAACGAUUAUGGAAUACAGAUAUAAAAUGUACAGCAUGUUAUGGUUUGAGAGAAAAGUAUAUGAAAAUGCUGUAUAGAUGGUACCUAGCACUUAGUAGAUUGGCAAAAAUGUAUAAAUCAAAGUGGAAUCUGCGUUGGAAAUGUAAAGUGAAAGAAUGCAGCUUUUUUCACAUGUGGUGGUCUUGUAAUAAGGUUAAAGCUUAAUGGGAAAUGAUAUAUAAUGAAUUGAAGAAGAUGUUUAAGAUAACAUUCGUAAGAAAACCCCAGAGGCUUUUCUCUUGGGAAUUAUGGGAUUAGAACUACCCAAACAGUAUAGGAAUUUAUUUAUGUAUGUGACUAAAGCUGCAAGAAUGUUAUUUGCCCAAAAGAAUGUUAUUUGCCCUGUUGCCUGAAGGAUGAAGAGGUCCCGACGAAAGAAGAAUUGAUACAGAAACUAAUGGAAUAUGCAGAAAUGGCGAAAUUUACCGGAAGAAUAAGAAAUCAGGACAACAAACUUUUUAGAAAGGAAUAGAAAUGGUUUAUUGAGUAUUAAGCUAAGAAAUUGGGUUGAAUAACUCAUGUGAAGUUACGCGGGUGGCGCUGUGGGUUAAACCACUGAGCCUAGGACUUGCCGAUCAGAAGGUCAGCGGUUCGAAUCCCCGCGAUGGGGUAAGCUCCCAUUGCUCGGUCCCUGCUCCUGCCAACCUAGCAGUUCGAAAGUACGUCAAAGUGUAAGUAGAUAAAUAGGUACCACUCCGGCGGGAAGGUAAACGGCGUUUCCGUGCACUGCUCUGGUUCGCCAGAAGUGGCUUAGUCAUGCUGGCCACAUGACCCGGAAGCUGUACACCAGCUCCCUCGGCCAAUAAAGCAAGUUGAGCGCCUCAACCCCAGAGUCGGCCAUGACUGGACCUAAUGGUCAGGGGUCCCUUUAUCCCUUUACCUUUUUACCCAGAACUAGCCAUGAUGGCUGUGUUCUCUCUCCACUGUCAGAGGAAAUAUGCCUCUGGGUAUCAGUUGCUGGGAAUCCCAAGUUGGGGAGAGAGCUGUUUUACUCAGGUCUUACUUGUGUGCUUCCCAUGAGCAUCUUGAGGGCCCCUGAGAGAGAGAUUGGCCUCCGGCUCGAUCCAGCCAGACUCUUCUUAUGUUCUUAAAGUUUUAAGGACUUCACAAAAAGCCACAAACUAACAGUGGUAAUUAAUGGAAAUCUAGUACAAUAAAAUUAAAACUUGUUUCCUUCUGGUUCCAUUACAGAGAGAGCAGGAAAGUAGGUUUUUGCGUUAUGACUCCUGCACACAAAGCGGCAAAUUGUUCUAAUGGGUAGCUGCAAGCAAAAUAUAAUGGAUACAAAUGUGUGUUGUUGUUGUUUUGGCGUCUUGUCCCCCCUCCCCCGGCCACAUUCUCCUUAAACUAAUUAUGCAAAAGUAAGCGUCUGUUGUAUGAAAUAUGGCAACUGGCAAAAAAGGAGCUAAAAUUAAUACAUUACUUGCCGCGGAGGGAAGAGACCUCAUUAUCUAACCUAAUUAACACAUUUCGCAGUUCUCGUUAGCGGAGAAGGCUGUUGGAAAUAUGUAGUCUCUGCUCAUAAAGAGCACUAAGUGACAAGAACUCUCUCUUUGUCUUUCUCUAUCUCUUUCCCCUCUCAGGAAGUUGACGUUUUGGACAUCAGCUGUAUCCGUGACACUCGGACCGGGCGCUAUGCCAAGCUACCAAAGGUAACGGUGAUUCCCUUCCAUCAGGGACGGGGACCCCUGUGGCCCUGCAGAGGCAGUUGGACUCCAAAUCCCAUCAGCCCUAGCCAGCAUGGUCAGCGGUGAAGGAUGAUGGGAGUUGCAGUUCAAGCAACAUUGAAGAGCUGCAGGUUUCCGCCAUACACAGAGCUGUCUUGAACCAAGCCAGUUGGUCAGUCUACCUAGGCCGCAUUCCUAACAUAUGCUUAAAGCAGUGUUAUGCCACUUUAAACAGCCAUGGCUUUUUCCAAAAAAAUCUGGAAGCUGCAGUUGCUGACUGAUCCCUUUUCCACUCCCAGUACUUAAAAUUACCAGAGUUCUUUAACAAUGAAAAUGUCUUCACAGGGAAUUGUAGCUCUGUGAAGGGAACUGUGGUCUCCUCACAACUCUCAGCACCCUUAACAAACAAACAGCUCCCAGAAUUCUUUGAGGGGAAGCCGUGACAAUCUAAAGUAGUAUGAUACUGAUUUAAAUGUAUGGUGUGAAUGUGGCCCUGGGCUACUGUAUUGCCAGUUUUCCUGCCAGUAACUCUCUGGGAUCUCUAAUAGGUAGAAUCAUAAAAUCAUACAGUUGUAGAGUUGGAAAAGACGCCAAGUGCCAUCUACUCCUCCAACCCUCUGCUGUGCAGGAAUCCUGCCCACAGCCAUCCCUGGAUGGGCUCAAACCACCAACCUUCUGGUUAAUGGCAAGACACACACUAACCCCAUUGUGCCGCAGGAUACUUUCUGAAAUUCUUUUUUACUGGGACCAUCUAGGCACAAAUCACAGUGACCACUGUGUCCCCACUGAGUGAAACCUUAAAAACUCCUCUGUGAAAUAGGGAUCGAGGAGCAAUUUGGUUCAGUUUGCAUUGAACAGCAAACUUCACCCAAUUCACACUUUCUGAAGCAAUGUGAAAACUGACAACACAGCCGUCCUUUAACCUUAGCACAUCUCCAGAUUUUGCAGCGCCACUCUCCAGCCAAGCAGUAUGUACAAAAACUGCUUAAACUGGGGUAAAUUGUGCAUUGAAGUACAAAUAUUAGUGAAAGUAACAUACAAAAUUGCACAAUACUAGCGGAAACUGCUUUGUAAAAAAAUAUGCAUAUUAGGCAGAACUGCAUACAUAAAUGUGUCUUAUUAGGAGGAACAUGCACUAAAAUGCUGGAUUACUUUCAAGAGGGCUUUUGGAAAAGUAAGUGAUGUGCGGAACUGCAUUUAAGAUGGGAAAAAUGAGAAACCAAGAGAAAGCGAAAUGGAAAGAUUUUCCUUGUCCCUCCCUCCUCUGAAACUGCUAUUUGCAUUUCAAGGGAAGCUUGAAAUGGGAGCUUUCCGUGAAAUGCAAAGAACAGCUCCAGAGAGGUAGUUUUUGUUGGCACCCUGGCAGAGGGAAGAGAGUUAACUUCCCAGGUCCCAGGCUGCUAUUUGCAUAACACAAAAAGCACAUGUUUAACGGCAUUCGCUAGGCAUCUAGGGUUGGAAAUGCCAUUGGUGCCAGUCAGGCUAACUUCUCUCCUUUGCACUCUGACUUCUGUAGGACCCGAAGAUCCGGGAGAUUCUUGGCUUUGGGGGGCCAGAGCAACGGCCCGAGGAGAUGCUGGUGACGGUCGUGCACGGUCCAGACUUUGUCAACGUCAGCUUCCUCAACUUCAUGGCAGUUGUUCCGGAUGAUACGGCCAAGGUAGGGCAGGAGUGUCACACUGAACUCUUCUUUUUCUUUUUUUAAGAAAGCAACAGUUCUUCAUGAACCUAUGGCCCUGCCAGGUGAUGUUGGGACUUCAGUGCCCAUCAGUCCCAGCCAGCAUGGUUGGUGGUUAGAGUACCUGAGAGGUGGAAUCCCAACAGUGGCCCCCUCUGCACUAUGCAUAACACUGUAAGCAAUCAUGGUUUCUCCCAAAGAAUCCUGGGAGCUGUAGUUCGGAGACCCUCCCCCAUUCCCCUCACAGAACUACAGUUCCCAGGGUGGUUUAACAAUCGGCCACUCUUCCCAGGGAACUCUAGGAAUUGUGAGGGGAAUAGGAGUCUUCGAACACCUCUCAGCUGUUUUAAACUACAGUUCCCAGGAUUCUUUGGGGGGAAGCCAUGAUUGUUUAAAAUGGCAUGAGGCUGCUGUCAAUGUACAAGCCAGUACAUUGGAGCCAGUAUCUGGAAGGUUUUGCCACACAGUAACCUUCCAUUAAAGAAUGAGGCCGGUUCUUCUGUUCGAGAUGGAUUAUUCAUCUUCAUGUAAGUGCCUUAGCAUCCCAGUUCCAGCAUUGCGGCUGCCUCUGUUGUUGCUUACUGCUAUUUAUUCAAUUUAUAACCUCCUCUUCCUCCCAAAGGAGCCCAGGGCAGCAAAUGCAUCAUUAAAACAAUAUCAUUAAAAGCAGUAAAAAAAAAUUAUCUCAGCCAAUGAUUUCAGGGUUGCCAAGAAAUGUAUCUUUUGGCCUGAGUGAACAGGAAUGUCUCUAAAUGCCUCCCGAAUGUUGAUAUGGAAGGAAACAGACUCUGCACACCAAGGUAGGCAUUCCGCAAGCAAGGGGCCACCACCAAGAAGGCCCUUUCAUAGGGGAGUGCUAUCUGGGCACCUCCCAGUUGGUGGCAGUACCACCACCAAGGCCUCACCUGCGAGUCACAGGAUAUGAGAUGGCUGAUACUGUGUGAGGCCGUCUUCUUGGUACUUGGAUACCAAGCCAUUUAGGGCUUGGUAUGCUAGCACCGACAACUUGAACUGGGCCUGGACUGGCAACCAGUGCCUGGGACAAAUAAGGUAAAUCUAUAUGAAAAAUCUGCUGGAAUUAAUCUGCAAAUAAAGACCAUGUUGUGAUAAAUUACGCUGAUCUUCCAGGUUCCAGAAACCGCCUUGUCAUUUUUAAUUUUUUAAUUUUGUGGGGUACUGCAGAACAGCUGCCUGACACUUCAUUUUCACACUCCUUGCAAACUGUGCUCUUGGGAGUGUAUGCACAGAGCAGCCCCAGGAAGAACCUGUGGGAUUGGACUCCAACUCCCAUCAGCCCCACCCAGCCUGGCCAAUGGUCAGGGAUGAUGGGAGCUGGUGUUCAGCAACAUCCAGAGAGCACCAGACUUUCCACCCCCAGAGAAGAACUAACCCAGAAUCCAGUUGUUUGAACCUGCUAGAUACUUUCACAGGUCACAAAUGAUCGCAGGCUGGAGAGUACAAAACAAUCUCCCUCCACUAGUGUCUUGUAAUGAAUGGCCAUCCCCAGUUUUGAGGCUUUGACCUUGUUCCUCUAAUGCCCUUACAGUUCUAUUGCUUAAUCAAUCUUGGUUUAUAAUUGGCUUUAAUUUACAGCUUUGUCACUGAUGCUGUAAGGAUAGGUGUCCAUAUUCUUUCUGGAUUUUGGCUGCUGUUCCUGUUCCUUUGUCAAUACCUGAAUUCCCCCCGCACUAACCCAGUUCUGGUUUCUAAAACCAAUUUAUGGAGGAGCAGAGAGAAUAAAAAAACCUGAAAUAUUCAAUAAUAACAUUAAUAGUGCACUUUUUGGGGGGAUGUAUAUGUCAGUAGUAGCCACUUCCCUUAGAGAUGGUUGAGAAAUUUAAGUGUGUGUUUUGAAGCAAACUGACCUUGUAAACCGCUCGGAGGCUGCAGGUGUUGCUGAUCUAAAACUCGCAUCAUCCAAGGCUAUUGGCCACACUUGCUAGGACUGAUGGGAAUAUCCACUUAAAUAACAAUUCUGUACACAAUUUAUAAGCCUCUCUCUUGCAUCUUUCCUUGAAUCAUAGCCAGCUAAAUCUCACUCCGAGCAAACCUGUUGAAAUUGGUGGGCCUAAGUUGGGCUUUGUAUACAUUACUGGCUUAAAAUGCAGCUAGGUUGUUUUCAACCCCCCCCCCCCCCUGCUCAAUUUGAAGCUGUUGUUUUUUUUUUUAGUGGGGGAUGGGGACAACUCAUCGAAACACAGUACUGUGUUUCCUAAGAUAUAUAUGGAUUGAAUGUAGCCCUUAAGGUGCAGAGUAAUCUGAAGUGUGUACAUGACCUUAGCCAUGUCCAUAAUUCUCAAUGGGUCUACUCUGAGUAUCAGUUCAGACUCUGUGUUCAUCAUCUGCGUCCCUUCCAAGAGAGGCAUAGGAGACGAAAGACCGGGUCUUUUCAAGGGUGGCUCCCUGUUUGUGGAAUGCUCUCUCCAGGGAGGCACGCCUGGUGCCAUCACUGUCUGUUUUUAGGCACCAGGCAAAAAGCAUUCCUAUUUACCCAGGCUUAAUGGUUUCUAAUUGGGAGGAUAAUUAUGUUCGUGACCUUCCCUGUGCUCUUCAUUUAAGUGGGGCGGGUAGGACUUGUUCCUUUUAAAUAUAUUAUUGGUUGAGUAUUUUAGUUUUUGUUUAUAGCUGCUUUUAUCUAAUUUCAAUGUUGUCAUUGUUUUCUUUUUAUUGCGUAAGUUGCUUAGAGGCACGGGUGCAAAAAUGCCGCUACUGUAAUGAAUAUAAAUAUAGCCCUUCUUCUGUAACUUCAAAAAGUUCCAAAUGAUACAGCUUUUCUCUUUUUAACCAUGCCAAACUUGGACAGCAUGUGUUGUAUGGCUGCCCUGCUUAAUGAUCCGAAUUUGAGGGUAUGGGCUGGAUCGUUAGGCCCGAGGGUGCCAAUGGGAUGGGGAAGGGCAGAUGAGAGCGGCUGGCCUCACCCUGUUCUGCCUCUCCUCUCCUAUCUAGUUGUGGACCGAGGAGCUGUUCAAACUAUCCACAAACAUCCUGGCUCAGAACGCCUCGCGGAACACCUUCCUGCAAAAAGCGUGAGUCGACUUUCUACUGUUUUAAACAGGGUAGAGACUCCUGGGAAAGGGCCACAGCUCAGUGACAGAGCGUCUGCCUUGCAUGCAGAAGGUUGUGGGUUCAGUCCCUAGUAUCAUCCCCUCCAGGUAGGCCCGGGAGAGACCCCUGUCUGAAACUCAAGAGAGCAACUGCCAGGCAAUGUGGACAAUACUGAGCUUAGAUAGACCAGUGAUUUGACUUGGUAUGAGGCAGCUUCCCAUAUCCCUCUGGAUUUGUGUCCUCUGGGGCUGUUGGUCUUUGUGGUUUCUUUGCUGGCUUCUUGUUGGUGGCUCAGGCCAAAGUAUAGGAUGUUCUACCUAUUUACCUGUAAGGUAUGUGUUGUGAACUUUCAGCCCUCCAGAUAGUGCUGAACUACAGUGGUGCCUCGCAAGACGAAAUUAAUCCAUUCCGCGAGUCUCUUCGUCUAGCGGUUUUUUCAUCUUGCGAAGCAACCCUAUUAGCGGCUUAGCGGAUUAGCGCUAUUAGCGGUUUAGCGGCUAUUAAAGGCUUAGCGGCUUAGCGGCUAAAAGGCUAUUAGCGGCUUAGCGGCUUAGAAAAGGGGGGGGGGAGCGAAAAAAAUCUCAAGACUCGCAAGACAUUUUCGUCUUGCGAAGCAAGCCCAUAGGGAAAUUCGUCCUGCGAAGCGCAUCGAAAAACGGAAAACCCUUUUGUCUAGCGGGUUUUUCGUCUUGCGAGGCAUUCGUCUUGCGGGGCACCACUGUACUAUAUCUCUCACCAUCCCUGGCUGUUGACCAUGCUUGCUGGGGUGGAUGGGGGUUGUAUUUUGGUAACAUCUGGAGGCCAACUAUCUUCCGCGCCUGUUGUAAGGGCUGGUGGGGCUCCGUUGCUUGAAAGGGGACAGUCAUAAGGAAUUAAAAUAUCUUAUCGCAGUUGUGGGAGGGACACAAUGAUCCUUUGCUCUCUCGACUGAGCUGGACAGUCCUGUCCAUGCUGCCUUGCAUAGGUUAGUAGGUAAAGAAAGGUAAAGGGACCCCUGACCAUUAGGUCCAGUCGUGACCGACUCUGGGGUUGCGGCGCUCAUCUCGCUUUAUUGACCGAGGGAGCCGGCGUACAGCUUCUGGGUCAUGUGGCCAGCAUGACUAAGCCGCUUCUGGCGAACCAGAGCAGUGCACGGAAACGCCAUUUACCUUCCCGCCAGAGCGGUACCUAUUUAUCUACUUGCACUUUGACGUGCUUUCGAACUGCUAGGUUGGCAGGAGCAGGGACUGAGCAACGGGAGCUCACCCUGUCGCGGGGAUUCGAACCGCCGACGUUCUGAUCAGCAAGUCCUAGGCUCUGUGGUUUAACCCACAGCGCCACCCGCAACCCUAGGUUAGUAGGAGGGAAGGCAAAUUUGUGCCAUACAGCUGACUCUCAGUUAUAACCUCACAGGUACACUCGGCUCAAGAUCCAGGUCAAUCAGGAUGCAAGGAUCCCUGUCAAAAAGUAAGGUUAUAUUUUCACCCACAAAACCGCUGUGCUUGCUUUAUCCCCACCUCCCUCUUCUGUCCUGAGGCCCACGUUCUGUGUGGUGCCCCUGAUGAAGGUUCGGCUUCUAGGGUCUGUUGCUCAGAGAGAGGUGUCACUCCAAAGAGAGAUUAUUUCUAUUUAUAGCCACCCUUCAACUCCCAGUGGCGUUGCAAACAGCGAUGUCAGAGAAUUCCAGUGGAAAUGGGAGCAGAAGUUGCAGGUGUCCCCUUAUGUGUCCCAUGUCUGGAAUGGAAAUCAAAUUGGCGAUUAUGAUCCGUAUUCGCCAUUUCUGCUUUCAGUCUGUAAAUGAUACGUAAUUGAUUUCGUUCUCGCCAUCCUCGUCCCCCCCCAAUUUGCAUUGCAUUUCCUUUGUGUUGCUAUGAAUAAGGUGGAAUACUGUAAUGACAACAAUAAUUUAAUUAUGUAAUUAAUUAUGUGAUUACAUAAUCACAUAAUUAAUUAUGUAAAUUGCGUAAUUUUGCCACAGCAGUCGGCAAGACAAAUAAUGUAGCUUGUAGAGGAAGUGAACUGCAGCAGAACGGAAACAUCCAACAAAUGCAGGAUGGAACUGAAAAUGGUGCCUUCUUACAUCCCUAAUUGCAAGGGCAGCUGCCCCUCCUGAAGAUUUACCAGUUUGAAACAGUGCCCAGGGGUGUGUGGUUGGGCAGGGUUUACUUUUGGAGACCCGCUGAGGGGCUGGCACUCCAGAUGGCUCCUUGAAGCAGCUGUCUGACUCUCUAGUGGGUGCCCCAGCAGGAAGGCCCGCUUCCUUGCGAAUAACAGCUGCUUUCGCUCUUUGCAUGUGCAGUCUGUGAAAUACACAGAGGGAAACUGGGGAGUACACACCAGUAGGCCACAACCUGAUAAGGAAAUUCUCCACCUCACGCCCAUCAGCUCCAUUGAAGCUUAUUUUCAUUCCCCCUGCCCUUUGGCCCCAGGUGGCCUUUGACCUGUACAGUGGUACCUCGAGUUACAGACGCUUCAGGUUACAGACUCGCUAACCCAGAAAUAGUACCUCAGGUUAAGAACUUUACCUCAGGAUGAGAACAGAAAUCGUGCGGCGGCAGCGGGAGGCCCCAUUAGCUAAAGUGGUACCUCAGGUUAAGAACAGUUUCAGGUUGAGAACGGACCUCCAGAACAAAUUAAGUUCUUAACCCGAGGUACCACUGUAUCUGUUUGAAUACCGCAGUCAGGAUGCCUUUUGCUUCUCUCUCUCUUUUAAAAAAAGCUUAGCUCCAGGAUAGUCAACAUGGUACACUCCACAAAUGGUUGGACUCCAAGCCCCAUCAGCUUCAGCCAGCAUGUCCAGCAGCUGGGGAUGAUGGGACAUGUAGCCCAACAACAUCUGGAAGGCACUGCCUUGGCUACCCUUCCUUUUGUAUCGCAUACGUUCUUCUCCCUUUUUUGGCCUAUUUCUGUUUUGCUGGUUUCUGUUUUGUUGGUCUGCUUCCGACAUGUCUGGCUUGUUGCUUCCACCUCUGCAAGUCUGAUAAAGAGCUUCCCAUUUCCCUCCUUUGUAGCAUCCUGAAAAUGUUCUCAGCUGACAAAAAGAGGGUGGAGACGGCCUUGGAGUCCUGCGGUCUUAAUUUUAACAGGGUAUGUCUUUAUUUUAAAAAUGUAUUGAUUUCUUGCCUGCUGCUCACCUUCUCCUCCCUUUCCCAGCAUUCCCCAUCCCUCCCUCCUGGAUCUUGGUCUUGCUGCCACAAAGCCAGCCUAACUCCCUGACUCUAUUCUUAUCUCUGAUUUCUUCCUUCUCUUCCUCCUUCUCCUCCUCCCUGACCCUCACCUGCCCUCCCCAGAACUGUAGUGUUUUCUCUGGGGUACACUGUCUUUCUUUUAUUUAUUUAUUCCUCUCCGGCUCCCUAGAGCGAAUCUAUCAAACCUGAAGAGUUCACCCUGGAGAUCUUUGAACGCUUCCUGAACAAGCUUUGCCUUCGCCCAGACAUAGACAAGAUCUUGCUGGAAAUGUGAGUAAAAGGAGAGUCGGGGGUGGGGGUGGGGGCACAGACGGUGGUGUGGAAGGACAGGAUAUCUGAAGCGAGGAAACGGACUUGGUCUCUUGUUUUGAAGAUUACUGUGGAAAAGAGUACAGCGUAUCUUUGUAUUUCCUCUGUUUGAUAACAGAUUAUGCAAAUGUUAGCAAAAACAGUUACACAAAACCCAAUAUAAUCCUGAUUAAACAAGAUGCCAUUCCGAAUAAGCAAUGUUCAUGUUAGUGUUCUGUGGGGCCUCUCCAAGUGUCCUUUUCAUUGUGCGUUGAUGAUAAUUCGUGAUAAUGGGAUCAGAGUGGUUAUAUGCAAUCCCACUUUCAGUACCGUUUGUGCCUGUUUGUACUGUUUCAGGGCGGACACACUGCUUCGUUUCCAAUCCCUUAACUUCCUACUGAGAUCCUGUAACUUUAUACAUUCUGCAGACAUUCUGGGGGGAGGUUUCACCCUGCUUUCGUUGCGCUAUAAUGCAAGAGUGUCGUUCCAGAUGGGAAGCACCACAGAAGGACUAAUAAAAGGGAAUGAUGUGUGGACAGUCCAGUAUAAAUCCAACACAAACACAGUGGCGUAGCGUGGGGGGUGCAGGGGGGGGCCGGCCGCACCGGGCGCAACAUCUGGGGGGGGGGCGCUCGCACUCGCAGCUCUCUGCCCCUACCUGGCUCACUCACUCUCUCUCACUGCAGUGCUGGCUGUGCGAAUCCGAUCCGAGCCGCUGGGUCGCCACCAACUGUGGAGGGGGUGGGUGCCAGGCGUGCGGUGCGGAGAGAGAGUGAGGGACUAUCUGGGGGAGGGACAGUGCAGCGGCCGCCCAGCGCAGCGCUGAGCGCGGGAGAGAACCACACCAGACCAGACCAGGCAGCAGCAAGAAGAAGCUGGCAGCGGCGGCAGGUUAGGGGUUAGGGGGCGCAAAUUACUUGCCUUGCCCCGGGUUAGGGGGCGCAAAUUACUUGCCUUGCCCCGGGUGCUGACAACCCACGCUACGCCGCUGCACAAACAUACUGUUGUUGCAUCAAUGACAUGCUGCAGAAUACACUCACAAAAAAGCACCAGUCUGGAGGUGCUCUAUAUUGGGGCAAGGGGAGACAUGAGCCCCUGCUCAUGUAGGACUACUACAAUGCCCAACUUUCAUGACUGUUGGUUGUGCUGGCUGUGACUGAUGGGAGCUGUGGCCUUUGUGAUGUUAUUGGACCACAAAUCCCCAUUUCUCCUCUAGACCACUUUCCUUCAACUUUGGGUUCCCAGAUGGUUUGGGGCUGCAAAUCCCAUCGUCUCUGAUCAUUGGCUGAGGUAGCUAUGGAUGAUGGGAGUUGUAGUCCAACAGCAUCUGUGGACCCAAGGUUGAAGAACACUGCUCUAGGUAGUUCUGGGUUGGUAGUUCUUGGUGCCCUUUCAGUGUGGCCAGCAUUCCUGACCUGAUGUUGUCCUGUCUGACCAUUUUAUUCCAGUAACAAGCAAACGUCCUGUUUUCUGCACAAACGGUUUGGCUUGUGUUUUUGAAGUCUCUCAGGUGACUACAUGAAUUGGCUUGGGCAAUAACAAAUUGUUCUGUUCUGUUAAUUCUAAGGGGUGGGGGUGCCUCCUUUAUCAGUUGCAAAUUUUGGAACCGGCCAAAGCGCCAUUGUUCUGCCUUCCCUCUGAUUGUUCCUUUGCAAACAGCGGUGCCAAGGGGAAGCCUUACCUCAGUCUGGACCAGCUGAUGGACUUUAUCAACCAGAAGCAAAGAGACCCCCGUCUCAACGAGAUCCUCUACCCGCCACUGACUCGGGAGCAGGUGCGCCAGCUAAUCAACAAGUAUGAGCCCAACCAACAGUUCCAGCAGCGUGGUGAGCCCCUCCCCCCCGCCCUCUCCAGAAUUUGCAGGUGGUGGUGGUGGUGAUGAUAGAGAAAUACAGAGCGGGUGGAGGCAGUGGCAGAUGUUUUUAAAAUGUGCUGCACAUUUUUUUUGUUUUUUGGACUGGGCGGGAGGUAUUGUUUUGUACUACAGUGGUGCCCUGCAAGACGAAUGCCUCGCAAAACGAAAAACCCGCUAGACGAAAGGGUUUUCCGUUUUUGCGUCGCUUCGUAAGACGAUUUCCCCUAUGGGCUUGCUUCGCAAGACGAAGGGCUUGAUCCGCGCCGCGCGCAAACCGCUUUCACCGCCAAUCUAUCUAUGCAGCAGCGGGGAAUCUAAUAGUAAUAGCAAUCAAUACAUUAUUAGCGUCCGGAAACACAGCCGGUGGUGAUGCUGCCCCGCACCGCUUUGAAAAGUUCCUAGGCUUCAGCCUUAGAACUGGGAGGGGACCUGGCGGCGACACCCGGCUCGGGGUGGGAUUUCCCCGUCUGCGCUCUUAGCGCGCGCGGCGACCGCUAGAUCCCGAGGACGGCAGACUGGGCGGGGGGGCAUGAAAAGUUUUGCCUGCCCAUCUCCGAGGAAGCGGGGGGAGAUGAUCCCUGACAAGGGAAGAAGGGGGCACCCAUUUGCCAGCAGCCGGUGCCCCCGAACCGAGGCUGGCACCAUCGCCUGUCAAAGUGACCGCAAAGGCGAGCUCCGGUCGUGCGGCCAAGGGAAGCCCCACUGUGGGUCGUCCAAAGUCAGCCCGAGCACGCCAGUCACCUAAAAGGCAUGGAGAGACGGAGGGAGCGCACGAGGAUCCCGGUGCAGAGGAGGCUCCUGCAGCAAAAUAAAGGCAGCCGGCAGCCGGAGGGCUCCAGAACACGGAGCUGCGGCGGGGCCGUCGAUGGCGUUGCCGGAGACUCCUCCCUCUGGGCCUCGCUCUCUCCGCUCGCCGCUGCUUGCCCUGCCUGCGAUCGGCCGGGCUCAUCGCUCCGCUCUGCAGAGCGCUGCACAAAGGCGCGGCGGGACAGGUGUCCGGGGACGCUUUGGCUGAGCGCGCCCCGGGAUCAGAGGUGCGGGGUGCUUGCUGCAGAUCUUCCGGGGUCGCUGGGAUGGCUCGCUCCGCUCGGCAGAGCGCUGCGCAAAGGUGCGGCGGGACAGGUGUCCGGGGACGCUUUGGCUGAGCGCGCCCCGGGAUCGGAGGUGCGGGGUGCUUGCUGCAGAUCUUAUCUUCCAGGGUCACUGGGAUGGCGGCGGUCGGGGCUUGUGUUAUGUAAGCGCGUCAGGAGGGACUGCUUAAGAGGCCGGACGAGGCUUAUGCAAUGGCCAGAUGCUCCCUAGGGGUCGAGGCUUGCAGUUGCGGGAACGAGUUUAUACCUGUAGCCGCUAAUAGCCGUGCUUCGCAAGACGAAAAAAACCGCAAGACGAAGAGACUUGCGGAACGGAUUAAUUUCGUCUUGCGAGGCACCACUGUAUAUUGUAGGGUUGUUACUGUUUUUUGGUUUCAUUUGUCUGUGGGUGUGUUUAUGUAAAUAGAUAUAAAGUGGGGGGGUGUAUACAUAUUGUAUGUAUGGGUGGGUGGGUGUUUAUGUCUGUUAUUGUGUGGGUGGGUGUGCAUGUAUUAUAGAGUGUAUGUAUCUACCUAUAUACAUGCAAUAUAUGGCUGUUGCAUGCUAUGGUUUGCAGCAGCCAUGCCAAAGACCUCAUACCUCAAGGUACCGCCUCUCCCCAUAUAAACUGACCUGGACCCUGAGGUCCUCCUCUGAGGCCCUUCCUCGUGUGCCUCCUCUACAAGAGAUCCGUAGGGUGGCAGGAUGAGAACAGGCCUUUUCUGUAGUGGCUCCCCAUUUCUGGAAUGUUCUCCCCAGGGAGGUUCAGCUGGAGCCCUCAUUAUAUACCUUUAGGCACCAGACUAAACGUUCCUCUUCAACCGGGCCUUUGGCUGAUUAAUAUUCUACAACCUUUUAAAUGUGUUUGUGGGAUUUGCUGGGGGGCGUGUGUGUUAUUCUUUCGUUUAGUUUUCAUUUUAACUAUUUAUUUUGUGCUUUUAUCCUGUAUUUUUAUCUCGUGAACCGCUCUGAGUUGAAGGGCGGUAUAUAAAGAUAAUAAAUAAUAAUGGCAAGAAAUAAAUCCCAGUAUAAUGGCAGGCAAGCGAGCAAGCAAGCAGUGUGGGUGGCAGACAGCCCAGGCAAGCUGUUUAAGAGAAGGGAGAAGGUGCUUAAUGUUUGAUGUUCUAUUGUGUUUCUGUAUAUGUUGGAAGCCGCCCAGAGUGGCUGGGGUGACCCAGUCAGAUGGGUGGGGUGCAAAUAAUAAAAUUAUUGUUAUUAUUAUUAUUAGAGCCGUUUGGCAGACUGCUCUGUGAAGAGCCUCACCCCUCCUUUAAAAGGGGCUGCGGCAUAAAUAGAAAUACUUGCAAAUACCAGAUUGGCUUAGGAUUUAAAUAUGUGAUGUUAUAGAAUAAUAUGUUUAAAUUUAAAAUGAAAAGAAAGAAAGAAAGUCGUUAAUUGAUUAAGUAAAUUUUAUGAGAAAUUUGUUGUGGAAAACUUGUUACAAUGAUAUGCAUUGAAAUUCAGCCAGGGGGAUUCGAGGAAGUCACGUAACAAUGUUAUUAAGAGUGGAAUAAUUACAGUUAGGAUUUAUGUUUGUUUGUUUGUUUAUAAAUUUUGGAAAAUCAAUAAAAAUUUUUUUUUAAAAAAUAUGCAUAGAAAGAAGACAAAAAAAGGGGCUGCAGCAAACUGAGGGGUGUGGGGAUGGACUUGGGGGUUAGGCAAAGGGGUGAAUGAGGUGCAAAGAGGGGGCAGUUUGGUUAGGUGUGGGGAAAGGAGGGUUGGCAAAGGGCUUGGUGGGUAGUGGGGCUGGUGAGAGGAGUGACCAGGGGGAGCAACCCCUAGUCGUGUGUGUGUGUUUGUGUGUGUGUGUGUGUGUGUGUGUGUGUGUGUGUAGAUGUAUUAAAUAAAAGUGGGGCACAGAUAAACACAGUUGUUCCCCUACUUAUUUCAGCCUGCCUCUUCUCUUGCCUACAUCUAUAAACCUGCUUUUCUUUCCCCGUCUGUCCUUCCGCAGACCAGAUGUCAAUGGAAGGGUUUGGCCGCUACCUGGGGGGAGAAGAGAACACCAUUGUGCCCCCCGAAAAGCUGGAUUUAAGUGACGACAUGACCCAGCCGUUAAGCAGCUACUUUAUUAACUCUUCACAUAAUACCUACCUCACAGGUACGUGCACCGAACAGAGACAGGCGCCCUGAAUGCGGGUGCCUGCCGCCUGUGCUACUCCCAAAGUCUUCUGGGAGCUGUAGUUUGUUAAGGGAGCCAAGAGUUGUCAGGAGACCCUCUGUUCUCCCCCCAGCGCUACAGUUCUCAGAGUCGUCUCACAGUCAGUCCCAGGGAACUCUGGGAGGUGUAGGAAAAUAGGGGUUGAGAAAGAUGAUUGCCCUUUUUUGUGGCAGAGCAAUUCUUCCUCAUUAUAUCCUGAGGUGAAAUUGUUUUGUGAGAGGCCGGCUGUGCAGAAAAUGCAUCCCUGUUGGAGAUCAAGUGUCUUCCUCUGUGCUCAGAGUUACUGGCCUUCUUUAUUUCACGUUUUAUUUUGCCUCUUCUAAGGAUUUGAGGUCUGGUAUCGUUGCUUGGUUGUCUCUCCUCUCCCCAGGCAUCUAACAUUUCCCCAUCAUCUUCUCUCUCUCCUUUCAAAAAAGCUGGGCAGCUGACAGGCAAUUCCUCAGUGGAGAUGUACCGGCAGGUGUUGCUGAGUGGCUGCCGUUGCAUUGAGCUGGACUGCUGGAAGGGACGCCCCCAAGACGAGGAGCCCUUCAUCACACACGGAUUCACCAUGACGACCGAAAUCCCUUUCAAGGUAACUGGCACCCAGCCCGGUUGGCUGUUUGCAAGAGUCCCCAAGGCCAGCACAGGGGUGCCCACCCUCCUACCUGUGUUUGCCAUUUCCAGUUUUUCAGCAUGUGAUCAGUGGCGGUCUACUUGGCCUGUUGCACCCCUUCCAAGUUAGCAGGGGUCCCAUUGAGGGACGCUGAGAGACUCCUGAAAUCGAUACCUGAAAUGGUACCUCGGGUUACAUAUGCUUCAGGUUACAUACGCUUCAGGUUACAGACUCCACUAACCCAGAAAUAGUACCUCUGCUUAAAAACUUUGCUUCAGGAUGAGAACAGAAAUCAUUCUCCAGCAGCGCAGCAGCAGCAGGAGGCCCCAUUAGCUAAAGUGGUGCUUCAGGUUAAGAACAGUUUCAGGUUAAGAACAGACCUCCAGAACGAAUUAAGUACUUAACCCGAGGUACCACUGUACUGUUCCUUGGCAGUGAAGGUGAUGAUAUCCUUCCUUGCCCACAACUUAUUUGGAAGGGGGUGUUUUCUCCUCAUGCUUUAAACUGGGAGGAGGAAACAUCCCAAAUCUGUAGCUGGAGGGUCCUUUUUAAACAAGUCUGGGGAAACCGUUGGCCCUCCAGAUGUUGCUGACCCACAACUCCCUUCAGGCAUGGCCACCGAUCAUGCAUGCUGAGCCUGAUGGGAGUUGUAGUUCAGCAACAUCUGGAGGGCCAACAGUUCCCCACACCUGUUCCUGAGGUAAGCUUGGAAUAUUACCUUAAAAGGCUUCUUUGCAACGAAUGAGACCGAGGUUGGCAUAGCCAGGUGGAGAUCUGGACUGCCUCUGAUCAUGGAAGCUCCAGUUAUCCAACAAGGGUGAGAACUCAGAGGUCCAGUCCCUGCUUGAUAUCAUUUUAGUCAUGGAAGCAGAAACUGUGGCUCUCCCAGUUGCUGCUGUGGGACUCCAGCUCCCAUCAGCUGCAGCCAGCAUGACCCAAUAGCCAGGAAUGAUGGGAGUUGUAGUCCAUCAAUGUGUUUAGAGGUUGCGAGGCUCCCCAUCCAUGUGUUCAGCCUUUUGUUCCAGGCCUGGGUAUGGGAGCAGAAUCCUCCUGAAACAUGUCAGCACAUUGAUGGGGAACUUCCUCUUAAGUUUAUUGUCCAUUGUAGCACACCCACACCCACCCCAAACUCUGCCACUGUAAGCAAAUAAGUGCUCUUGACCUCUAAACCCAGUGGUGGGGAACUUCAGGCCUGGGGGCUGAAUGUGCCCCCCCAGGCCCUCAGUACUCUCCACAUACCACACCCCCUCUCCUCAGGCCACAUCCUUCACUGGCCUUGCUUUGCACCUCACUUUUUCUGCACUUUCUUGAACUCGAAUGUGCCUCUUGCUUGUCAGAAUGGAGGCUAGAGGGGUGUGCGUAGACACCAGCCUACUGUGGAAAAGUAAAAUUUGCAAAGGUUGCUGUGCUCACUUUUGCCUCAGGCCCCUCCCACCACUGGCAUGUGGCCCCCAGAAGGUUGCCCAGAAGGGAGUGUGGCCCUCAGGCUGGAAAACAUCCCCCACUUCUGCCUUAACCCCUUUCCUUGCCUCACUCUGUUGCAGGAAGUCAUAGAGGCCAUUGCUGAAAGUGCCUUCAAGACUUCACCUUUCCCUGUUAUCCUCUCAUUUGAGAACCACGUUGACUCGUGAGUAGUUGCAGUGCCGCAGUGGCUUGUCUGAGACUGUCAUCCUCGCCCCUCUCCUUCUUACAGCGCUGUAUGAUCAGAGAGGCCUGCGUGACUGAUAACCUUUGUGUUUCUUGUUUUCCUUCCCCAGGGCAAAGCAGCAGGCGAAGAUGGCAGAGUAUUGCCGCAGCAUAUUUGGGGAUGCUCUCCUUAUUGACCCUUUGGAUAAAUAUCCGGUGCGUUCUGGGAGCGAGAUCAACCAGGGGAAUGACAUGUGGGCAGGUUGGUUGGGAGCGGCUGUGGUCCUCACUUAGGCUGUGUACAGAUGACCACUUACUCCGGCUCCAGUUCGCUCGCACUGCUGGUUUCUGAAACCGAGUACGCCUGAUGUUAGCCACAAUCCACAGGUACCCUGUAGCUUCGAUGUGCUUUGCCUCAAACCAGCCUCCAACCAAUUUGAAAAUGGAAGUUGUGGUGAAUCUGAGGUGUGUACGGCUCAGGCAGCCAUUGCACAUGCUCAGUUGACAGCUUCAGUGAAUUAGAGUUUGGCCUGGAGAAACAAAUCAAGUAAUGGGCAUCUGGUGAAUACAUCCUCUCGGUUUAUCUAGCUCAGGGUAGUCCCAAGGACUGUAUGCAGCACUCAGAGACGCUGGGUUUUGGGAAGGAGGUGUGAGCCUCUGACAGGGUCCUAGAGUCCUCCUGCCUCCUUCCCAAAGCCUAAUUAGUGUUUUCCCAGCUUUGGGAAGCAGGUGGGAGAGCGUCAGGCCCCGGCCAGAGCUUCGCACCUUCUUCACAAAGCCCAGCACCUUGCUUACCUGACUUUGGGAAGGCAGUGUGAGGGCUGGGGUGUCAAAUUUUGGCCUCACUCCCCGCUCGACAGGGUAUUGUGCGGCCAGUUGGUUCCGUGUUGAAGUACUCUUGCAGCCCACAUGGUAAGAAAAGUUGGGCUGCCCUGAUCUAGUUCACAGUUGUCCACACUCACAAGCAGCACCGCUCCAGGAUUUCAGAUCAAGAUCUUAUUUGGAGCUGCCAGGUAGUGAACCUGUGGGCUUUUGCACGCAAAACAGCUCUGCCACUGAGCUACACCUCCUUCCCUUCUGUGAAUAGAUUUAUCUUUUGAGGGCAUCAGCACCCGUCUUGUCUCCUAGUCUGUGAAGAUCUCCUGCUCUUGCUAACAUCUUAACAUCUUCCAUUUCGCUCCCCCCCCCCCCGCAGCUUCAGCCUGGCGUAGCUUUGCCAAGUCCCCAGGAGUUGUUGGGCCGGAUCCUGGUGAAAAAUAAGAAGCGCCGUGUGCACGGCAAGGGAUCUGAAGGCAGCAUUCGGAAAAGGCUCCUGGAGCAGACACCCAGCUCCUACAGCGAUUCAUCCGGAGUGGGUGAGCCAGGCUCUCCUGCGCUAGGUAUGCGUCUUAAUGAUUUGCAGAGCCAUUUUUUCCCCUGGACAUAGGUGUGUGCAUUUAUUUAUUUCCAAUAUUUAUAGACCAUUUUUUAACCGUAGACGGUCACAAGGCAGUUUUUCACCACAGUUAAUAAAAGAACCCAUCGGUCCAAAAUGAUACGGCAUCUAGAACAAAACUCACGGGCUAAAAGACAUCAGAUCUAAGCACAUUCUUACUUGUAGUUGCAUGCAUGGAAGUUGCUUCACAAAGGGGAUGCUGCAUGCAUUUUACUCGAUGGGAGUAGAAUUUGGUGAUUAGCUGCGGAGGAGAAAGCGACAGAGUGCAAUAGAGAGGCUAGAGGAGAUAAAAUGUGGAAAUCUUUCUCCAUUACUUCAUUGUUUAUAUUUUAACACACAAAAUGGUAAAUUACUGCCUCUGAUUUUGCAAAAGACCCUUGUGUUCAGAUGCAAUUCUUAAGCAUUUCGGGUCACUGGUUUGAUAACAAAAUAACUUAUACCUGCUUUAUUUUACUAUGCACAUUCUGUCUCAGUUGUGGGAAUUUAUUAUAUUGGAUGUCAUAUCUGUACCAAGUAUUGAAAUUUUUAUUAUUAUAAAGGAUUGCGAUGUGUGUGUGGGGGGGGAAGCUUAAGGUCCCAUAAAUAGGCAUAAUAAUAAUAAUAAUAAUAAUUUUAUUUGUAUCCCGCCCUCCCCAGCCAAAGCCGGGCUCAGAGUGGCUAACAUCAUAUAAAUAAGACAAUGUGCAUAAUACAAGUGAUCAAUCAAUUAAGAUACAUCCCACAAUUAAUUCAAACAAUUAAAAUUAAAACUGGACAAGUGGCAGUCUUCAGGUUAAAAUUGGAAGCGGUUAAUACUCGCCAAGACCAACUGUUUCCACUGAUAUUAUAAGGACCUAAGAGCAGGCUGGGAACCUCCUUUGUGCUUGUUCUUAUAUAACUUAUUUAAAUGCCUGCUGGAAUACAAAGGUCUUUGUUGAGCACCUGAAGUUCAACAGGGAGAGAGGCCUGUCUGAUCUCAGAAUUGGGCCCACAAUACGGAAUGCAUGGCUCUGGGAGGAAGCAAGCCAUGCUUCCGAGCCAUGGUGGUGGGGCCCAUGAACAGAGACCACCCACCUGCAAAACUCUGUGAUUGGGCAGGGAUGUGAGGAAUUGGGAGCUCCCUUAAGGUAUCCCUGCCCCAAGUUGUUAAGGACCUUGUACUGUAAAUUCAUACCGGAACCUUGAAUAUGGCACAGUGCCCAACGUUUAAGCACCGCAGUGAUGUACUGGUUGUAGUCUGUCCCCACCUUUUCAGAUGAGCAUCUGUUUUCAUCUGUAGCUGGCAAAAGAUGAGUCCAGGCUUGCCUGAGCAGCUAACUCAUUCUUCAACUAGAAUCUAUGAUGUGUAAGCCGAAGCGACCGUUUUAUCUUUCUUAUUAUUGUUUCUGCUCUGCUUUUGGCUAGCCAGGGGAAGACAAAAGAGUUCUGCAACGUUAUUGCCCCACUGAGCAUGGGGAUGGCGGGUGGGGGGCUCAGAGUAGCUCAGUAGUGGAGUGUAUGUUCUUCAUGUGCCAGGUUCAGUCACUGGUAUCCCCAUCUGUUCUCCUGAAAGUCCAUCUCCAUCAGACUCUUCCCUCAGCUGGCAUCUGGCAGCAGUCGGUCUGUCAGGCUAAAGGGAAGGGGGAGAGCAGGGGCUGCAGGGCCUCUCCGUCCAUUCUGAUGUGAAAUACCAGCGGUUUUUGGCUCCCCUCCCCGAAAUCUUUCAAUUCCAGCUGGUCAUUGCGGGAACUCAGCAACUAAAAAAGAGUGCCUAGGUUUUCUCUUUUCCUCCUCCAUUCCAACCCCUUUUCCUUUUGUGCCUUGGGGUGUUCAGGGCAGAUAGAGGUGCCAUAUUUUGAAGAGCAAAAAAAGGGGACGCUGUGGCGACUCUCAUUUUAAAUACCUGUACUAUACGUAGGCUAUAGAAGCUGUGAUCUAUUGCUGAAGGGGGCAGGAGAAGAGAAGAGGAAAGCAAGUCUUCAGCCACUAAUAAUAAUAAUAAUAAUAAUAAUAAUAAUAAUAAUAAUUUAUAGCCCGCCCUCCCCGGCCAGAGCUGGGCUCAGGGCGGCUAACACCAAUAAAAUCACAGUAAAAACAUAAUAGGGGGAAAAGAGAAGUGUUGGGGGGAAGGAAAAGAAAAGAAAAAUCCCAAUUUAAAAUACAGGUUAAAAUGUAAUUUAAAAUGCAGCUAUGGCUAUUUCUCAUCCAGAAAGUAUAGCCAGAGACAUUUUGGCAAAUUUAGAAAAUCCACCCGGACAGAAAUUUUACCCCUGAAAAAGAGGCUGUGUCCUGGAAAAAGAGGACACAUGGCAACCCUAAAGAACUUCUUCAUGCAGUGCAGAGUUAAAACUAAGGAACUUGUUUCCGCAGGAGGCAGUGAUGGCCACUAGCUUGGAUGGCUUUCAAAGAGGAUCAGGCAAAUUCAUGGAGGAGAGGGCUAUUGAUGGCUGCUGGCCAUGAAAGCUCUGCUCUGCCUUCACAGCAAUGCUUCUGAAUACCAGCUGGUGGAAGCCACAGCAAGGGAGAGUGCUCUUGCGCUCAAAUCCUGCUUGCUGGUUCCCCACAGGCUUCUGGUUGGCCACUGUGAGAUGAGCUGCACCAGAUGAGCCUUUGGCCUGGUUCAGCAGGCACUUCUUAUGCCUUCUUACGAAUCCAGUCAACUAUACUGGAGGCUGAUGCGAGGCACAGCACCCAUUUCCUUCCUUCUUUACAUCAGACCCAGAAGCAGGGUUAGAGCAAGUGCAAAUCAAAUCCCCCUGCUUUUGCUUCCUCCUUGAAACAUCUGAGCUUAGCUUUCAACAGUCAGAGCGGCGCUCCCUCUAGCCCAGCGCUGUCUGCCUUGACUAGCAGUAGCGAUCGUUGAGAACCCUCCUCCAUUGAACUAGAGGUGGUACAUGGGAAACUUCUGCAUCAAAGCGGCAGAAUUGCUGUUAUUGUUCAAUGUCUUUGUAUCCUGCCUUUCUCCUGAGUUGGGAAUUAAGGUGGCAUAGAACAUUAUUUUUUAAAAACACAUUGUUAUGAAAUAUGAAGUAAUAAAAACAAACGAUUUGAAAUCAAAAGUUAAAACACAAUAAAACUCAUGUAGAGCCAGCCAUUCAAGCACAGUUUGCCCCGACAGCGUCCCACCGGCCAGCUUUGUCUGCACCUUAGUUUCCAAAGGUCUGUCUGAACAGGAAGGUCUUAGCCUUCUGGCGGAAGGGCAACAAAGAGGGAGGCAAUCGAACUUCCCCUAGGAGGGAGUUCCUCAGUCUGGGAGCAGCCACAGAAAAGACUCUCUCUCUCUCUCUCUCUCUCUCUCUCUCUCUCUCACACACACACACACACACACACACACACCAACUGUGCCUCCGAUGUUAAAUGGAGCAAGAGGAGGUACUCGCCCGAGAAUCUUUGCAGGUAAAGGGAGAUGCAAUCUUUCAGUGAUAUACACUACGUAUCUCCCCACGCACGUAUAGCUACUGCAGGCACAGGAAAGAGCACAGCGUAGGAAACCUCAGAAUAUGAUUCAUCAAUGUUUAAUAUAGCUGCUCUCCAGCUCUUUUAGCCUGGCAUUGAUGAGUACGUUGACAAUACUUGGCACAGACUCAUUAGGGCUGUAGAGAAAAAGCCCUGGACUCUUUUCCACGCCAUUUCCCCCGAGCCAAGAGUCGCAUAUCUCCCACCAGUUUUAUUCAAAUGCAGAAGGGUAGCUUAAGAUGCCUACCUGGGAGACAGGACGUCAGCUCUCCUCCUACCUUACAAGCAUGGCUAUGGCUCUCGUUGGUCAGAAAGAUCCAGGGCCGCUCCCUCCAAAGAGAGGGGAGAGGUCUUUAAUCAUCAUUAUUUAAUGUCUUUAUAUCCCACCUUCCUCCCAAGCUGGGAUUUCAACACCUUUGGAGCUUUAUCCCCCUCCCUUGAUUUGGGGUCCAGGCCAGAUCUUCCUAUGUAGUGCUCUCAUAGUUGAAGGCCUGUCUCAUAGAAGAUGGAGGAAACUUAUUUUCUGUCAUGCCUAGAGGGUAGGACCCAAAAGAAAGGGUUCAGAAAUGACAAUGCGAUUUUAAACUACCGUAUUUUUCGCCCUAUAGGACGCACUGGCCCAUAGGACGCACCUCGUUUUUUUGGGGGGGGAAAUGAAUAAAAAAAAUUUUAUUUCCCCCCCAGCCGCGGGGCUGGGGCGGGGGAAGCCCGAGUUUCCCCCGACCCCAGCCCACAGAACAGGCUGCCGCCCCAAGCCUUGUGCGCCCGGCAGGACCUCCAGCCGGGCGCACAAGGCUUGCGGACACCUGCCCGAAGCACGGGCUCGCAAGGCUUGCGGAUAGCUUCCUGAAGCCUGGAGAGCGAGAGGGGUCGGUGCGCACUGACGCCUCUCACUCUCCAGGCUUCAGCGAAAGCCUGCAUUCACCCCAUAGGACGCACACACAUUUCCCCUUCAUUUUUGGAAGGGAAAAAGUGCGUCCUAUAGGGCGAAAAAUACGGUAAAUGUUGAGAAGGACUUCUGGCUGGUACAACAGUUUAGUGGAGCAGAUUUACCUUGGAAGAUGAUGAGUUCAGUUUGGUUAGAGGGUUGUUGCUUUUUAAUUCAGAGACUGAAUGGCUACCCUAUAAGAGGAUUGCCUGUGUUGAUCUUUGAGGUCCUUUACACUCUAGAAUUUUGUCUACUGUAUUAUUAAUUCAUUGUAUAGCCCACCUUUCCUCCCAGGAACUCAAGGUUGGGAACGCUGUUCAUCCCAUCUCCGUUUUAUCCUCACAACCACCUUGUGACGUACAUUAGGAUGAGGGACAGUGAUUGGCCCAACAUCACCCAGUGAACUGUCUUAAUGGCUGAGGGAGGAUUUGAACUCUGGUUUUCCAGGUCUUCGUCCAGUUAGGUGGAAGAACGCACCUGAUCUUGUCUCACUGGUUCAAAGGUGCAAGAAUUAAGAUUUCUUUCUCUGUUUGUUUUUUUUUCCCUUUUGGAAAAUAGGCUGCGUACACACCAUCCACAUGUUUUACCCCAAAGAAUCCUGGGAACUGUAGUUUGUUAAAGGUGCUGGAAAUGGUAGCUGUAUGAGUAAACCACAGAUCUGAGGGUGCUUUUGAGGGCUUUAAAUACAUGGUAUAUAUGCAGUUAACCCUUGUAUUGCGUGAGCUCUACGUUUUCUUGCUGCUCACAAUUUUUUAUUGUUUUCCUCCCUUGCCCCCUGACCUCCCCCCCAAAAACAGGCUCUCCUUUUGCAGAGCAGGCUGAGAUACUGUCACCAGUCAUGACCAAUGGUGAGGAGAAGUCUUCCGACAGAAUCGCAAAGCUGGUUGAACCCCGCAAGUCUAUUGGUGAGUAUCCUUCGGGGAAGACAGGAAUCUGUCUGAGGUACCUCAGGUACUAGUUGAGUUGUCAGUUGAGUUGCCAGAAAAUUCAAAUGGAAAUUGGAAAUCCAUACAGAUUAGUAUUCUGGACAUGUUAGGAUACCAUGUAUCCUUAGAAUCCAAAAUAUGUCUACAGUGGUACCUUGGGUUACAGACGCUUCAGGUUACAUAUGCUUCAGGUAGACUCCGCUAACCCAGAAAUAGUACCUCGGGUUAAGAACUUUGCUUCAGGAUGAGAAUAGAAACCGUGUGGUGGCGGCGCGGCAGCAGUGGGAGGCCCCAUUAGCUAAAGUGGUGCUUCAGGUUAAGAACAGUUUCAGGUUAACAACGGACCUCUGGAACGAAUUAAGUAUGUAACCAGAGGUACCACUCUACUCAGUUAUUUGAAGGAUGCUGUCUCUGAAGAGACUGAGAAAUAGUAUAACUGCAGCCUAAAAAUUGAGGGAAGGUACAUUUCCGACUGUAUGUAGAUAGUUUGACGAAAUUUGGUCUACAGUAAGAAUGAUUAAGUUAACUUAUUAUAAAAGAAUACAUAUAAAAAGCCUAACAUGUUAAUGGUAAAAGGGCUACUUUUUGCAAUGCUUUGGAAUAACAAGUUUAAUGAUAAUGUUCAACGUUAUGCCGCUUUCAGUUUGCUGUAACACUGUUUGAAUACAGAAAUCUUUAUUUUGUUGAAUCUUACUUAUUAGAAUCCCUUAUUUUAAUGAUUUUAAUGGUUUGGUUUGAGCAAUAAAGUAUUAAAAAUUUAAAGAAAAAAGUCAGUAAGGGAAAUGGCUGGCCAGUGUUCGCUUAUUCUUGCCGUGUCUGGAGCAGAAGUCAAUGCAGGGAAUGUGAUUGGUAUUCACUGUUGCUGCUGUUUUUUGUUUGUUUAUUUAAUUGAUUUUUAAUUUCAAGUAACAAAACAUACCCAUGCAAGGAAAACAGGGUUUAGAAGUUGUAUAGAAAGAAAAGUAAAACAGCAGCUCAUGGUUGCAGUUUUAGACACUUCAUGAAAGGCAGUCUGAUGCAAGUGUCUCUCCAUAAGGUUCGUAAGUCAAUAUGUUUGUCUUAACAAAGUCAAUAAAAGGAUACCAUAUUUUGUGAUCCUCUGAUUCAGCAGCUCAUAGCCCACUUGGGGCUGUUAAAAGUUUGAGCAAGACUUCACGUUGGAGCAAGCUAGCUACUUUUGCUUCUGAGGAAGGAAGGAGCAGUAGGUCAGAAAACAAUCUUGCAUCAGUGAUGUCUCUCUCUCACACACACCCAUUCUGUGGGGAGUGGGACUACAUUAAUCCAUUAUUAUUUUUAUGUUUGUAGUAUACUGUAAAUGUGCCCUCAAUUCAUUGCCUUUCAGGGUUCAGGAAUCAUCUCCCCCCACCUUAACUACAUUUUGGUCUUGAGCUUCUAACCCCUUUCCUUCCUUCCAUGUCCAGACCGUGAAGCUGAGAGCGAAGAGGAGGAAGAGCAGCCGGACCCCAAAAAGCCUACGACAGAUGAGGUGCAUGCAAAGCAGGGAUCUGAAUCCCGUGGCCCCUCUAGAUGUUGAUGGACUUCAACUCCCAUCAGCCUCAGCCAGUGUUGUCCAGGAUGAUGAUGGGAGAUAUUGUAGGCUGACAACAGAGGGGUCCCCAUCAGCGGUGUCAAGGGGACUGGUUUGAGUGUUGUGUACACUGUAUUUUAAGCAGACUUCUGGGUGGAGAGCGAAUGUGGUUUAGCAGUUAAGAGUGUGUCGGACUGGGAGGGUCUGGGAGGCCAUCACUCAAAUCCCUACUUGGCCAUGAAGAUCACUUGGUGGCCUAGAGGGUCCUUUGGCAACUCUAGGCCUAAUUUACCUCAUAGGGUUGCUGUGAGGAGAAAAGGGUGAAGGGGAGAGUGGCGGACGCCACCUUAAACUCCUCAGAGGAAAGGUGGGAUUGAAAUGUAAUAAUAAUAAUAAUAAUAAUAGAAUUUAAUGCUACAAAUGGCAGGUGGGCCGAUGCCAAAAAACUUUAAAUGCUACAUCACAUUUGACAUUCAUCUCUCUCCAUAAAUUGUAGUAACAGGAAUAUGACAUUAUGGCAUCACUUCAUGCAUUAGCCUGCAUGCACACACAAAUGUGUGUGUAUAUUUGUGUGUGUGUGUGUGUGUGUGUGUGUGUGUACACACACGUUUAAAGAGUGCUUUCAACAUAAGGUACAGAUGUGAUCUUAAACUAUUUUUUUAAAAAACUGUUUCCAUCUCCCCUUGUCCUCCCCUCUCUUCUUUGUGACAGGGCACCGCAAGCAGUGAGGUCAAUGCCACAGAAGAGAUGUCUACACUGGUGAACUACAUCGAACCUGUCAAGUUCAAAUGCUUCGAGGUGGCCAGGAGUGAGUGAGAGCGGGGAGGGGGAUGGACGCUGGCAGUAAGGUGUUGGGUGUAAGUUUAGGAGCAGGCAAUCUGUGGCCCUCCAUGCAUUGUCAGACUCCCCAUCCAGAUGUAGGCCACAUUCCCAGCAUACAUUUAAAGCAGUGUGAUACCACUUUAAACAGUCAUGGCUUCCCCAAAAGGGUUCUGGGAGCUUUAGUUUGUGAAGGGUGCUGAGAAUUGUGAGGUGACUCUUAUCCCCCUCACAAAGCGACAAUUCCCGGAGAUCCCUGUGAAGAGGGAUUGAUUGUUAAAACACACUGGAAAUUCUAGCUCUGUGAGGGGAACAGGGGUCUCCUAACAGCACCCUUAACAAACUACAGCUCCCAGAAUUCUUUUGGGGAAAGCCAUGACUGUUCAAAGUGGCAUCACACUGCUUUAAAUGUAUGGCGUGAACGUGGGCAUGGUGAGGGACACCCACAUGGGUGGCUUCAGAAUACAAUUAGAAAAAUUUAUACAGGCUCAUGCUAGCAGUGGCUACCAGCCAACAUGGCUAUGUUCUACCUCCAUUAUCCUAGAGUGGUUUAACAGUCAACCUCUUGUCGCAGAGAAUUCUGGGAAUUGUAACUCUGUGAGGGGAAUAAAACGUCUCCUAUUCCUUAACAAACUGCAAUUCCCAGGAUUCUUUGGGCAGGGGAGCCAUUGCUGUUUAAAGUGGUAAGAUACUGUUUUAAACGUGUAGUGUGGAUGUGGCCUUGGAUUCCAAUCGCAUCCAGGGCUUUAAAUGGUACACAUGCAGCCUAUGUUUGGUCAAGGUAUUCUGACAUCAGCUUUCAAGGGUCUCUGACGGAAAAGGGUCUUUUUCUGAUUCCUUUAUAACUGGAGAUGCCAGGGACUUGAACCUGGGACCACCUGCGUUCGAAGUGCGUGCUCUCUACCACUGAGCUAUGACCCUCUCCCUAUUGACAUUCGCCCCAGUGUGUAAAUAUUCCCCUGAUAGGGAAGAAGCAGCAGUAGGCAGUUUGGGAGAGGUGUGUGCGCAAGGCUGUCUGCGUAAUGUGGAGCAUUAACACGGUGCCUUUAUUACUUCUCUCUUCCCAAGAACGCAACAAAUCUUACGAGAUGUCUUCCUUCGUGGAGACCAAAGGUUUGGAGCAGCUGACCAACAGCCCCAUGGAGUUCGUUGAGUAUCCUGCCUGGUGAUGUAGGGUGGGUUGAAGCAGAGUUGGCCUCACUGCUGAGCAGCCCCAAGGCCUCAUCUGUGCUGUACCUUUAAAGCAGUUAUCCUACCGCUUCAACCAGUCAUGGCUUCCCCCUUGGAAUCAUGGGAGCGGUAGUUCGAGAAGGGUGCUGAGUCUCGCUAGGAGACACACACAUGCUAUUCCCCCUCACAGAGCUUUUGUUCCCGGAGUGGUUUAGCAAGUCAGCCCCUCUUCCCAGAGAACUCCUUAGCUCUGUGAGGAAAAUAGGGGUCUCCUGUAAGCACCCUUACCAAACCACAGUUCCCAGGAUCCUUUGGGGGAAGCGAUGACCGUUGAAAGGGGUAUGGUACUGCUUUAAAUGUCUAGUGUAGACGAGGCCCUAGAUGAAUCCCUGUGGCAGCACCUUUGUUGCUACAACAGUGAAUGGUACGACUGUUUUGAGUGCUUGGAACCUCUUCUGUUAGUAGAGACUGAUCUGUUAGGGCAAAUGGGUCCACCAAGCUCAUUCUGCCUUCUUUCUUACAAGCAGUCCAGGAGUGGCUCUGCCCAUCAUUGGCUCUGGCACCACCUUCUGUUGGGCUCCCUGCCUUCUGCCCUACUAGUCCCAAUAGGCACCAGGUGGCAUUGGCUCCUGCAUGUCCUGCUCAUGGGAACUGUGGGAAAGAAAAUCCAAGAUAGGAGGUUAUGUAUGUGGGGCUCAUUCUGUAGACCCAGGCAUCAGUAGGAGUUGGGGGAGUAACUGCAAAUGCUCAGUGGUAAAAUCAGGUAGUCUAAGCCUCUCCAUGAGCAAAGGGAUGACAUCAGUUUUAUUGGAUUGGACCAUUGGUCUCAGGCCAAGAAUGAGGAAUCCGGUUUCAGUUUGGAGGACCUUGUUCCCUUGUGGGCAAGUGUGUGUGUGUGUGUGUGUGUGUGUGUGUGUGUGUGACAUACCAAUGGUGGGUGGAGCCAGAUGCAGAAGUGGGUGGAGCAAUGUAUAGGAUUCUUGCAUUUUGUACAAUAGGCUCCAAUCCUGGCCAGCGUCUACACUGUCUGCAGCACUCCAGGAUUUCUCCAGCAGCGUGUGUAGACACUAGCCUAUCGUGCAAAGGUAAAUUUGUAUUAAUUACUCCAUCCACUUUUGCUUCAUCCCUGCCCACCACUGGCAUGUGGCCCCUGGAACAUGGCCCAGAAGAGAACGUGGCCCUUGAGCUGACAAGGUUUCCCACCCUUCGGUUACUUCUUGAUAUGUGUGUUUAUGUGUGUGUGUGUGUGUGUGUGUGUGUGUGUGUGUGUGUAAGUAAUUGAUGACUAAUGUUAGAAAGAGGGACAGAGAGCCUGAGAAAACAGAAUGCCUUCAAGGGCACGUUGAGUGCUCCCAGCUGAUCCAUGAUCAUUGACGGCCAUGGUAGAGUUGAGGUGCCCUCGUUGGCUGUUGCCUUGACAAGCACCCCUUGCCCAGAUACAACAAGCAGCAGCUGAGCCGGAUAUACCCCAAAGGGACCCGAGUGGAUUCCUCCAACUACAUGCCUCAGGUCUUCUGGAAUGCCGGCUGCCAGAUGGUGGCACUCAAUUUCCAGUCGCUUGGUAAGUGCCAUCCUCUUUUCCCCCCCUCUGCUUGCUAACAAUGAGGGCUAGAAACUUAUUUCACAUGUGUUUUAUUUUAUCUACAGCAUUUAUAUACUGCUUAAUCAUUAGCAUUUCUAAGCAGGGUACGUGAAAAAUAAACCAUUCAGAGAAUGUGACAGUAAAACCAAACUAAAUGACUUCUGGAAUAAGAAAGUCCUUGUCGUGUGUCUGAUACUCCGCAAGGAGGGUGCAUGUCUAAGCUCAGCCCAGAGGAAACUCCACGUUUUUAGGCCCUCAGCGCUGAGACUGCAUGGCUUUCAUAUGAAAGAAUGGAACAGCCCUCCCAUCCUCUGGGUUGCAUUUUUUUUUUGUCAGUCCCAGGCAGAAAGGGGGGGGGAAGCUUUUUAAGCCUCUGGUGGGUUGCCAGACAUAGCUGGUGGUCUGUGUUUUGGUUUAAGCUGGCCAGAAGCAGGAAAGACCCGUGGCAACUCUCUUGACUUAUUUUCCUACCAAAUUAAAGAGGGAGGGAUCUAACCACACACAGUUCACUUUCACGUAUGCAUAAGGCAGUAAUGGGGAGCCUGUGGUCCUCCAUACGUUGCUGAACUCCAACUCCCAUCUGCCCCAGCCAGCAUGGCCAGUGGUGAAGGAUGAUGGGAGAUGUAGGCCAACAACAUCUGGAGGGUUACAGCUUCCCCACAUCCCUGCUGUAGAGUCUGUGUGCUGUUCAGAGAUGGAGGUUUCAAGAGGCGGGGAAGGAGGAAGGAUAGAAUAUUGGUUGUUCUCGCUUGUAUGAUGUAUUGAUACUUGUGCUUGAAUCUCUGUUUGCCCAGACUUGCCAAUGCAGCUGAAUCUGGGCACCUUUGAGUACAAUCGCCGGAGCGGGUACCUACUCAAGCCAGAGUUCAUGCGGCGCCAGGACAAGCUCUUUGACCCCUUCACCGAAGAUAUCAUUGAUGGCAUCGUGGCUAAUACCGUCAAAGUGAAGGUUCGAAGGGUGGUGGUUUGCAGGGCUGUUGCAGGGAUGAUGAACUUGUGGCUCUCUAGAUGUUGCUAGACUCCAGCUCCCCGCAGCAUGGUGGUCAGCGGUGAUGGGAGCUGUUUUUCAGUAGUUUCUGAAGGGCCACAGGUUCCUCACCCCUGGGUUGUUGCUAUGAGGAGUUGCCAGCUUAAUGUAUUAGUGGGAGGCUUAAACAAAGAGGGGGAGCUCUUUCUUCCACGCCCUGCUUGCACCUGAUUGGGCAACUGCUAGAGGCAGGUUCCCCACGCUGAUUUAAAACGAGGAUUUGAACAAUACUGUCCUCCCAAUGAAAAAUAUAGAGAAGAGUUAACACUUCUCACUUUAUAAACAGUAAACAUUUGGUCCCAUCUCUCUCUUCUCUCUCUUGCCCUCUCCCCCAUCACACUCCCAGAUAAUCUCAGGACAAUUUCUUUCGGAUAAGCGGGUGGGCAUCUACGUCGAGGUGGAUAUGUUUGGGCUGCCGGUGGACACCAAGCGCAAAUUCCGGACGCGGACAUCGCAGGGGAAUUCUUUCAACCCAGUGUGGGAUGAGGAACCUUUUUUGUUCCACAAGGUAUUGGUGAACACAGUUCUAGCACAAGGACUCUUGAAGAAGCCAUAAUAAUGUCUUACGUUUAAAUCUAAUUUGAAUUUGGUAUCUGAGCUCCCUAAAAUAAGAACGCUUCUGAGCUUAUGCAGAGCGCAGUUUCAUAAUUGUACUUGCCUGUGUAGAGACAGAUCAAUGCCAUCAAGUGGCUUAAUAUUUGCUACCUCCCUUACCCAAACAACCUUGGGAAUUGUAGUCCUUUAAGGGAGAGCUAGACCUGUCUUAACAGUUUUUCGUACCCCUGUCAAUAAUAAUAAUAAUAAUAAUUUAUUUAUACCCCGCCCAUCUGGCUGAGUUUCCCCAGCCACUCUGGGCGGGGGCUGUCAAACUACAACUUCCAGCUUUCUUUUGAAAAUAGUAUGAAACAGCUGCAUGCUUGUAGUGUGGAGGGGGUCUUAUGAAAUGUAGAUGGAGAUUCCGUAAGUUAAGCAAGUGGGACUGUUCCAACUUUUUUGGCUUUUGGCAUGCUACACGUGGAGCCCUCCAAGUGGAGGUUUGGGCAGUGUUCUGAAUUUCCUCCACCAGCCAGUGGGUUGUACUAGCUGACCUAUAGGACCCUUCAAAUUCCGAUUCUAAAAAUCACAAUGGAAGGUGUCGUGUCUUUGUGUUUCUGCCUUUCCCCUAAUAAUACACCUGUCUUGUCUGUCCCCUCAGGUGGUGCUUCCUACAUUAGCCUCGCUGCGUAUAGCUGUCUUUGAAGAGGGGGGCAAAUUUGUGGGGCAUCGGAUACUGCCCGUCUCUGCCAUCCGUUCAGGUGACCCCCCCUUCCCCUUCCCUUCCCCAUACCCGUUUACUGAGAUACUGCCGUUCAACUCAGCGGGGCUUAUUUCUGAGGUUAGACAUGACAGCGCUGUAAAAUACUUAUUCUGGCACCAUCUUUUGUGCAUUAGAGCAUCGGGGUUAUCCUGAACAGUCCCAUGGCCCUCAGUAAGCUUAUGUGUCUCUCCCCACAGCAGCCUUUUUGCUCAGGCGCUGCCCUCCGCUGCCCUCCGCUGCUCCACCCGCAGCCAGCAUGCAGCGCCUCAGGGGUCACCUCCAAGGGAUUGCAGCCCUUGACAGGCCAAAGGUUAUCUAUGCCCAGCCUAUCGCCUGCUUUAUCAGAAAGUAGAAGUGUUUAUCCUUAGGGAGCAGAUUUUAUUAAUUACAUAUAUGCACGUGCAUUUUAAACAGCAGAGCCAAAAGGCCGUGAAGUGUAAAGAGUGGAUAUUUCUGCAAUGUUUCUGUGGAGAGCCAAAUGCGUGCAAAAUAAGGGCAGCCAUCUAGAUUUCUAGAUUAGCUGGGCUGAUUUAUCACCGGAAAUGUGGUCCUUAUCUUGUAUACAUUUGUGCUUUGCGCAGAAAUGUCAGAAACCCGCUGCUUUGCAUUUAAUGGCCUUCUGGCCUCAUUGUUUACUAAAUAAUUUUCCUUUUUGUACCUCUAUGUGUGUACACACACACACACACACACACACACACACACAGACACCAUGUGUGUACUGUAUAAUUUGCUAGACAAGGACCAUAAACACAGGAAGGCGCUUUAUCUCAGCUUAUUUGUCUGCUUAGCUUAGUAUUGUCCACUCUGACUGGCAGCUGCUCUCCAGGGUCUGGGGCAGAGAGGGAGCUCUUGCCACAAUCUGCUGCUGGAUCAUUUUUAACUGAAUCAAACCCGAUACCUGCUGCAUGCAAAGCAUCUGCUCUACCAAUGAACUGCAGCCCUUCUCCCAAAAAUACACCAAUUGAAUGAAAAGGCACUGGGAUGAUUGGCUAGUGCAUGAAGCUGUGAAGGUGCUUGAUACUCCAAAGUCUUCUCACAACGCUUGAGAUUGUUGAAGUCAGGGAUGGGGGACCUUUGACCCUGUGAGAUGUUGUUGGGCUACAACCCCCGUCGCUAGCUGAGCGGCUGUCCUUGGCAGAGGCUCUUGGAAGUUAGGGCACAUCUGCACCAAACAUUUAAAGCUGCAUAUACCGUAUUUUUCGCCCUAUAGGACGCACUUUUUCCCCUCCAAAAAUGAAGGGGAAAUGUGUGUGCGUUCUAUGGGGCGAAUGCAGGCUUUCGCUGAAGCCUGGAGAGCGAGGGGGCCGGUGCGCACCGACCCUCUCACUCUCCAGGCUUCAGGAAGCUAUCCGCAAGCCGUGGGAGACGCAGCUCUCCCACGGCUAGCGGAGAGCUUGCCUGCACCCAGAAGCUUGGGGCGCGCUGAGCUCAGCACGCCCCAAGCUUCGGGCUUCACGCAGUCCUCCGCUAGCUCUACGUGGGAUAGCAGCCUGUUCUGGGGGCUGGGGUCGGGGGAAGCUCGGGCUUCCCCCGCCCCAGCCCCGCACCUGGGGGGGGAUUUUUUUCCCCUUUAUUUCCCCCCCAAAAAACUAGGUGCGUCCUAUGGGCCGGUGCAUCCUAUGGGGCGAAAAAUACGGUGCCAGUUUUUAGUGUCAUGGCUUCUCCCAAAGAAUUCUGGGAACUGUAGCCCGUUAGGGGUGCUAAAGAAUUGCUAAGAGACCCGAGUUCCCCUCACAAAGCUACAGCUCCCAGAGUGGUUUGACAGCCACUCUUCCCAGGGAACUCUGAGAAUUGUAGCUGUGUGAGGUGAAUAGGGAUCUCCUAACAGCUCUCAGCACCAGAGGCGCCAUUUUGUGAGGGCAAGUGGGGAGGCCAAUGUUGUGGCAGGAGGGGAAGAAGCCAGUCACUAGAGCUGCUUUGCCUCCAUGCUUUUUGAGCAUAGGAGGGGCAGAACCUACCCCAGAUAUGUAGGGGGGAACAAAACAGCUCAGCCCCCUGGAACUGGUGCCCCUGCUCAGAAGCCUUAACGGGCUACAGUUUCCAGGACACUUUGGGGGAAGCCAUGACUGCAUAAAGUGGUAUUAUAGUAUUUUGCUUAUUUACAUUUAUUAAUUUAUUUUUUUUAAAAAAUGUGUAUACCCCCAUGUCUAAAAAAAGAAGUGAAAGUGAUUUACUGCAAUAAAACAUGAAACCGUACAAGAAAAACCAUAUAAAAAACUUAAAAACAGACAUCAAUUAACCAUUGAGGAAGGAUGCAUAGUGCCCGCAUAGGCUUGGCAAAACACAAAGGUUUUCAGCAGGUGUUUAAAAGGGGGCGCAGGAAGAACCUGCUGAAUCUCUAAAAGGUAAAGGGUAAAGGGACCCCUGACCAUUAGGUCCAGUCGUGACCGACUCUGGGGUCGUGGCGCUCAUCUCACUUUAUUGGCCGAGGGAGCCGGCAUACAGCUUCCGGGUCAUGUGGCCAGCAUGACUAAGCCGCUUCUGGCGAACCAGAGCAGCGCACAGAAACGCCGUUUACCUUCCCGCCGGAGUGAUACCUAUUUAUCUACUUGCACUUUGACGUGCUUUCGAACUGCUAGGUUGGCAGGGACCGAGCAACAGGAACUCACCCUGUCACAGGGAUUCGAACCACCGACCUUCUGAUCGGCAAGUCCUAGGGCAGAUUAUUUCACGGGACUGGGCCGGUGAGACUAAAGUCUCAGUUUUAAUUACAUGGUGUGGAUGUGGCAUUGGAGUCUGGCAACAUCUGGAAUCCUGAUGUCAGAAUCUGGCGCCUUCUGCCUGCAGAACAAUGCUUUACCAAUAAGCUCUGUUCCUUUCCCCUAAUGACUGUUCCCUCUCCAUUUCCAAGUAUUGGCCUUUCCUAACACCUCUGCUUGCUGCCCCUGAAUGUCCACCUCUCUGUUCUUACUGUUUUUUUUCCCUGUGUUUCCCCCUCCCUUUGUCCCACAGGCUACCACUACAUUUGCCUGCGCAGCGAAAGCAACCAGCCCCUCUGCCUCCCGGCCUUGCUGGUCUACACUGAAGCCUACGACUACAUCCCAGAUGAUCACCAAAGUAAUUGAAUGCUUGCGGUGGGAGGCGUUUCAUGAUCAAUCCCUCUUCCCAGGGAACUCUGGGGAAUUGUAGUAGCUCUGUGAGGGGAACAGCUUCCUUAGCAACUCUCCGUGCCAAACCAAGGAAACUACAUUUCCCAGGAUUCUUUGAGGGGGAAAGCCAUGCCUGUUUAAAAUGAUACGAUACUGCUUUAUACAGUGCAGAUGGGGACACAUGAUUCGUCACUGAAGGUUAGCCGCUUGGCUGAUCUGUAUCGAUGAUAAGGUUAGCUUGACGUAUCGUAUCUAGAAGGCUACUGUGCACACCAGGAGAAUAAGAAGAUAUAUGAGCUGAUGUGAAAAGGUGGUACCUUUCAGCUUGUGCCUGAUCAUGUGUUUUGAGCCCUGCUCACCUUGACUAUUGAGGAAGACUCCUUGGGGUUUGAAACACGUUUCGUCUCCAGUAUAGAUCUGUUCAUUCUUAGUCACAUCAGACUGCUGCUAGGACGCUGUAUCAGCCUCAUGUAUUUUUGUGUAAUUUUAUCCACCUCUUUGUUAUAUGUUUCACAUUUUUUUCUGAAAUUAUAGUUGUGUUUUAUUCUUGGACACAUUUUAGUAGCACUUUACAUUUGGGGUUUUUUGGGGGGGGAGCUCUUACCCAAUUUUGGGUUGUGUUCUAUUACGUUUAUUCAUUUAUUAAAUUCCUUAUAUUGAACACAGUUGUGCUCUCAGUAGCCCUGCUGAAAUUAAGGGACCUAGUUGGCCAUGUUCAUUAACUUGCUAACUCUGAGUAGGUCUACUCUGAGUAGGACUGUUUAUUUCAAAAGAUUUAUAUACCUCUGGAUUGUAAUAAAACCUUAAAAGUGGCUUACAAAUGAGAAUAACCAAUAAUAAAAUUAGCAGUUUAAAAAAAUGUUUAAAUCGGCUAUCUAAAAUGAUUGAAAAAAUAAUAAUUAAAAUCAGUAUAUGUGCUGCUGAAGCAAGUGCAGAAAAAAAUAAUUAAAAUCAACGAUAAGCUGAAAACAAGAUUUAAAACACAUGUGAACAUUCUACAUGUCUGGAUAGGCUUGUGUAAACAAAAAUAUUUUUAGCAGGGCUAGUAUGUCUUAAGGAAUCUGUGUCUUAAAUCCAGCUUUGGAGACUGGGAUGUGCCUAUUCUAAUUUUUUUGUAUCUCACUGUGAUGAACUAAGGUCCAUUAAUUUCAUUGGGUCUACUUCAGUUGGUGCAAGCAUGCACUCACAGGCUUCCUCAUGUGUUAAAACUAAUGGAUCUUCUUUUUCCCUCAGAUUAUGCAGAGGCUCUGAUCAACCCCAUUAAACACGUCAGCUUAAUGGACCAGCGAGCCAAGCAGCUUGUGGCUUUGAUAGGAGAGAGUGAGGUGAGGGCAGCCAUGGCACACAGAGGGAGGGAAGCGGAUGUGGGGCUGGAAGGGUUUCAUUUUCGUUGGACCUGAUCUGCACCUCCCCAUGUGGGUUGGAUCGCAGUUACCUCCCAGGUUUCAUAGUUCUCUGAAUUCUGCCAUAGAAUCCUCUACUUUUUUUAAAAAAAUAUGUAUUAGAAGGGCAUAAUGUGUAAUAAAAAGGUUGUAUGCAGUGUUGGUCCUACUCAAAGUAGACCCAUUGAAAUUAAUGGACACUGCUAGCUUGGGUUCAUUAAUGUCAGUGAGUCUCCUCAGAAUAAAACUGACUUGGAUGCAGCCUGGCAUGUUAACGAGUGUAUUUUUAAAAAAUACAUAUUUAUUUUUCAGAGGAAAUAAUAGUGUUUCUUUUAAACUCAUUUUAAUAUUUUUUUUAAAAUGGCUUUAACCCACCCUGGCAUCUUGUGGUGAAGGGUGGGUUUAAAAGUUGAAUGAAGAAUGAGGAUUUUAAAAAGUUACAGGUUAAGACAGAAAAUGGAUUUAUGAAAGAACCCUGUGUGAAACUGGGAAGAGACAGAUUCACCUGCUGCUAAGAAGGUGGGACAAGGGCUGAAACCUGUGGAAGUGCAGGCAACUCCCUCCUUGCCAGUGAUGUAAUGGUCCAAGGUCAAGGACUCCUUACUAUUUCUGCAGCAGGGUUUCUGUCUCCAGCAUCCUACAGCCGCCCAAUCAGCAUGAAAGGGGAUCUUUUUAGCCACUGCAUGCUCCAAAGCUAAGCAUUUAGGGUCGCUUCAUUUUCAAGAGAACGGUGUGCAAGUUCUGUUACGUACAACAAAGCUUCAGGCCAAACGCAAGUCCCUCUGAGAGAAGAUAUUGGAGCACUCCAAAUCAUGUACAGUGGUACCUCUGGAUACGAACGGGAUCCGUUCUGGAGCCCCGUUCGUAUCUAGAAGCAAACGUAACUAGCGACAGCAUGUCUGCGCACACACACGCAGCUUUUCGCCCCUUCUGCGCAUGCGCGUGACAUCAUUUUGAGUGCGCAUGCGCAAGCAGCAAAAUCCGAAAGUAACGCGCUCCGUUACUUCCGGGUUGCCACAGAGCGCAACUCGAACGCGCUCAACCCAAAGCGCAUUCAACCCGAGGUAUGGCUGUACAUGCACAGAAAAUGGCAGAUCUAGCUGAAAGGCAACACAUGGCACCAAUAACUGGAAUGUAGCCCCUUCAUAUUACAGUUGUUCAAUUGCAAUAUUAUUGUACAAUCUUAGAAGGGUGAGGGUGUGACUGUUCUGAAGGGACCCUGUACUUCUGAAUUUGCCACUGUGCUACUUCUCCUUGCCAGCAGGAGAAUGCAGAGAAGCCACGGACAUCGGUGUCAAGAAGUUCCUCUGGCGUGACCGCUGGCCCCACUGAAGAGGCACACAAGCCCCCACCUCCCCUGCUCCCUCCGACCCGGACCCCCAGUGUAGUUCCCAGUCAAGGUAAGAUCUAAAGCAAGCUCAGGGCGUGUCAGGCCCCGGGGGCCAAUUGCAGCCCUCCAGGCCUCUAUGUGGAUGUGGGUGGCGCUGUGAGUUAAACCACAGAGCCUAGGACUUGCUGAUCAGAAGGUCGACGGUUCGAAACCACGCUAUGGGGUGAGCUCCCGUUGCUCGGUCCCUGCUCCUGCCAACCUAGCAGUUCGAAAGCACGUCAAAGUGCAAGUAGAUAAAUAGGUACCACUCUGGCGGGAAGGUAAAUGGUGUUUCUGUGUGCUGCUCUGGUUUGCCAGAAGCGGCUUAGUCAUGUGGCCACAUGACCCGGAAGCUGUACGCCGGCUCUCUCGGCCAGUAAAGUGAGAUGAGCGCCGCAACCCCAGAGUCGGCCACGACUGGACCUAAUGGUCAGGGGUCCCUUUACCUUUAGGCCUCUGUAUGUCCUGCAAAACUCUCCCUAGGCCUCGCCCCUCAACAGCCCUGCUGUGCUCCCUCUUUUUGCCUUGAAUAUGUCCUUGAACUCAGAUAUGCUAGUCUAGUGUACAGACAAGUUUACAUGCAGGCAUUUUUAUUUUUAUUUUGCCUAGUGUGGGGCUUGAGCCCACAACUCUGAAAUCUCAUGCUCCACCAACUGAGCUAUAUUUCCUCUAUUUUUUUCAGGUUUUCCUUCCACUACUUGCAAAUGGCUGGGUUUUUUUUUUUGCUUACCUCUUUUUAUUUUGCCUAUAGCCUUACAGCAACAGGGCGUAUUCUUUCUCUCUCCCCCCCCCCCCGCUUCCUCCCCACCCCACAAACAAUGGAGACACAUUCCCCUGAACUAUGCUGGGAAGAUCCCCUGUGUUGCUGUGGCCUGGUGAUUACCGGUUUGUGGUAAUGCAGGGAUGGGCUUUUCCACCGGUGGCACCAUUGUCACAAAAUGAUCUCCCUGCUGUAAUAGGUCCCAUCAGUAUUGGCAUGCCGCCGGCUCUUGAAUACACACCUGCUUAGAAAAGCAUUCUCCUGAUCUCCUGAGUUGAACCUGCUCUUUUGACUGUUUUAAGGGGGGUGGGUUGUUGUACAAUUUAAUUGUGGAUGCUUCUCUUCAGUGUUUUGAUGGAAGUGAUUUAUUCUAUAUUUAUUUACUUUUACGGUCUUUAUAAUGCUUAUCUUCCCAUUGCUUUCUUCAUGGUGCCAAUUAACUCAAUACAACGAAUCACGUGUGGCUAUACUUUUUAUAAUCUAUUUUAUACUUGUAAAGCCUUUAGAAGGCAUUUUGGCAAGUAAGUGGCAUAUUCAUUAUUAAAUGCUUACUAAUAUUAAUAUUAUUGAUCUGUCUGCUCCCAAGAACUGCCGGUAGCAGCUUUCUAGCAAUAAACAAGUUCUAGGAAAACACAAUUGGGGUUUAUGCGGUUGGGGUUACUGCUGCCACAAUUGCUGUCUUUGCAGUGGGUACAUUUUCUGGGAAUGUGCCCCACUACCUCCCCAUACUUUCCUGGACCCGUGUUUUAAGAACAAACUUCUAAAAGGAUACCCUCAUGCCCCUUUCGUUGUUUUAACUCCUGUUUCUCAUUUCUUUCUCUCUCGCCUUCUCUCAACCCUGUAGUGCAAAGGGACGAUCUGAUUGCCAGCAUCCUUGCAGGUAAGAAGACACUGUUGUGCCAACACCCUUGAAGAUAGAAUCCAAAGGUCCUCUAGACCAGCCUUUCCCAACCUUGAAUCCCCAGAUGCUGUUAGACUACAUUUCCCAUCAUUCCUCUGUGCUGGUUGGGGCCACUGUGAGUUGUAGUGCAGCAACAUCUAGGGACCCAUAACUGGGAACAGCUCCUCUAGAUCACUGAUUUCUUAAACUGUGGGCCCACAAGCCCCGUUCAGGGUUGUCUGUUGCAGCCCAGUUGAACUUUUUCUGUCCUUGACUCUUGUGCUUGACCUACUUCUUCGGCUAAUGGAGACUGAGGCUAUUUUGCCCAGGCAGGGCCAGUGUGGCAUAAUGGUUAGAGUGUUGGACUAGGACUGGGGAAAGACCCAGCUUCAAAUCCCCACUUGGCCAUGAAGCUCAUGGGGUGACCUUGGGCCAGUCAUGCUCUCUCAGCCUAACCUACUUCACAGGGUCAUUGUGAGGAUAAAAUAGGGAAGGGGAGAACAGUGUGUGCUGUCUUGAGCUCCUUGGAGGAAAGGCAGAAUAUAAAUCUAAUUAUAAAUACAAAUAAAUAAAUCUGAGAUUCUCAUAAUGCGAUGCUGGUUUUGAUGCCAGUGCUGGAAAACAAACUGUCGUGAAAAUAUAAGUUGUGAAUGUUUUUUAUUUGUAUAAUGCCAUAUUUUUCCGUGUAUAAGACGCCCCCAUGUAUAAGAGGACUAUUUUUGAGGACUCCAAAUUAAGGAAACACCCCUCAGCACUAUCCAUGUAUAAAAUGAGCCCCAAUUUCAAACCUAAUUUUUUAGUUUAAAAACCCCCUAGUUUUAUACACAGAAAAAUACUGUAAUUAAUCCAUCUUCCAAGACCCUCAUCAAUUUUCAAGUGGGGGAAGGAAAAGUCUUGAACUGCUACUGUGGAUUUCAAAAAUAAACCUGCCUUAUGGUGGAACCACAGACAGUCAUUUUUAGUUCUCUCUGGAAUCAAGUUCCUAUUCCUUAUGGCUCCAGAGAGAAACUUGAAAACGUGUGGACAGAGGCAGGUGGGAACUGCCUUGCGCUGCACGUGCUCUCUCUCACCCCCUUGUUGUUGGACGGGGAUUACAAUAUUCUGUAACCCGUUGUGCCUGAGUGGGUGUUUUGGGGGGUAUCUUCCAGAAGUGUCCCCCCAGUCCCUGGAGGAGCUGCGCCAGCACAAGUCCUUUGUGAAGCUGCUGAAGAAGCAGUACCGUGAGCUGAAGGAGCUCCGGCGGAAGCACAUGAAGAAGAUCUGCAGCCAAAACAAGAAGCAGAGCGCCCAGUUCUCCCAGGGGGAAAAAAGCCGGUUGCGCAGCCAGGAAGGGUGAGAAGGGACUGGCUUGGGCUCAUGCGUCCGUGGCUAGAAGCAGGAGAGCUGCCUUCAUGGGAAAGUCUUGCUGCAGCACACUAACAGAGGGCUCAGCCAUACUUCACUUGCCUGAGAGGUUUUCUGCAGCUUUCCCCACAGAAAAAAACAGAAACCCGCAGAAUUGCUGUUUAGUCCAAUUCAGUGAUAAACCAUGACUUUUCUUAGAGGAAAGCAGCAGGGCAUUUCUCGGGGGUCUCUUCCAAUUCUACAGUCCUGUCGCUCUGUGCAGCUAGAGCCAGCCAGAUCCCAGACCAGGGAUGGGGAUUGGAAUAAGCAGAGUGCAGGCCAGUUUGGGGAUGGCUUUAGAAGAGGAAUGGACAAGUCGAUGGGUAGGACAGAGCGGCAGGGCAGAGGCAAAACUCCUUGGACCCCUGCCUAGAAAGCAUGGGGAAAGCAGAAAACUGCUCAGAGCCAUGCUUUUCUGGGCCUGGGACAAGCAGAAGUGUGUGUUUGCUUUGUCUGUGAUUGGCUCUGCCUACUUGUAGGGCUCCCCCCCCUUACCUAGAUAGGUAGCAGCUGCCAUUGAACUUACCCAUGAGGCAGGAUUUUACUGGGAGGAAAAAGGGGGACGGUAUAUGACACCCCCCCCGACUCUCUUCCACCUGCUUGGUUACUUGCCAGAGUAGUGCAUGCGUGGGGCUACCUGUGAAGGUGAUCUGGAAACUGCAAUUAAUCCAGAAUACGGCAGCUAGACUGGUGACUGGGAGUGGCCGCCGGGACCACAUAACACCAGUUUUGAGAGAUCUGCAUUGGCUCCCAGUUCGUUUCCAAGCACAAUUCAAAGUGUUGGUGCUGACCUUUAAAGCCCUAAAUGGCCUCGGUCCUGUAUACCUGAAGGAGUGUCUCCACCCCCAUUGUUCAGCCCGGACGCUGAGAUCCAGCGCCAAGGGCCUUUUGGCGGUUCCCUCAUUGCGAGAAGCGAGGUUACAGGGAACCAGACAGAGGGCCUUCUCCGUAGUGGCGCCUGCCCUGUGGAACACCCUCCCAUCAGAUGUCAAGGAAAUAAGCAGCUAUCUUAUUUUUAAAAGACAUCUGAAGGCAGCCCUGUUUAGGGAAGUUUUUAAUAUUUAAUGCUGUAUUGUUUUUAACACUCGAUUGGGAGGUGCCCAGAGUGGCUGGGGAAACUCAGUCAGAUGGGCAGGAUAUAAAUAAUAAAUUAUUAUUAUUAUUAUUACUCAUUCCUUGUUGACUUUUACUGUGAGCUCCCCGUUCUGCUUGAGCUUGAGCAGUCUUUACCCUUUCUUGCCAACUUGCGCCUCCUGACGUGCGGCUCUUUUCCUUCCCCCUGUAGGUCUCAAAGUUCUUUGGAGCUGGAUCAGGAGAGCCAGAUGCAAGGUCUGCUGCAGCUGCGGGAGGUUCAGCACCAGCUGGAGAGGGACUGCAAGCGAGAGCACCUGCGCCAGGUGUUUAAAGGCAGGGCGGGGCUUCAAAUAGUGGGCUCUAAGCCGGAGGUGCUGUGGGUGUCCAUGUGCUGUUGUUAGGCUCUUCUCAGCCCAAGCUAGCAUGGUUGAGGAUGAUGGGAGCUGAAGCACAGCAGCACCUGGCGGCCCUGAGAUUCAGCAUCCCUGUUCCCAAACCACCAUGUCCCUGCUGGGAAAGUUUGUGUGUGCGCACAAAGGUAAAUUGCACAAAGACCUUGAGAUGUCUGAGCGGGUGGUUCUGUGUCUUGUAGUGCUGAGCUCUAGUUUCGGCCUUUUUUAAAAAAGAAAGAAAGAAACGAUUCCAAGUUUUGUCCUCAUGUCAAAAUCUGUGAUCCUGUGGUUCUGCUCGUACCCAACAGAAUAUUAAAAGCACAAUAAAUGUCAUACAUUAAAAUCUCCCUUCUUUGUGUGCCUCCUCCACAAGAGGUUCGAAGGGUGGUAACAUGAGAACGGGGCCUUUUCUGCUGUGACGCCCCACUUGUGGUUUGCUCUCCCCAGGGACGCUCCCCUGGCACCCUUUCAUUAUAUAUCCUUAGGUGGCAGUGAAAACGUUCCUCUUCUAAUUAAACAAUCUAUGGUCUUUUAAACCAUAGGUGAGAGCUAGGAAGAUUAAGAAGAAAGAACUAGAUGGGCUAGCAGCCAAUUGAAAUGGGGACUCUAAUUUGCACAUUUUUUUUUUGAGAAUUACUUUUUAUUCUGUAUAAUAAGAAAUUUUGGUGGAUUUGACUAUGGUUUUACUGCACAUAAAGCGACUGCUGUAUUUUCCCCCCUUUUACCCUUCUUUGGAUGUUGCCAUGGCCUUUGGCUAGUGCAAUAUGUAAGGAAGUAAGUCAGUCAAGCAAGCAAGCAAAAACAGUUGUUUUUAAUUGUUGCAUUGUUUUAUUAUUUUUGUCAACCACUCUGGGAUUUGUUUAUCUGUUUACAAUCAACCAGUAUAUCAAUUUUUAGAAGAUAAUAACAACAGACACACCCUGGGCCCAUUUUAAAGGUAAAGGGCCCCCUGACCAUUAGGUCCAGUCGUGACCGACUCUGGGGUUGCGCGCUCAUCUUGCUCUAUAGGCCGAGGGAGCCGGCAUUUGUCCGCAGACAGCUUCUGGGUCAUGUGGCCAACAUGAUUAAGCCACUUCUGGUGAACCAGAGCAACACAUGGAAACGCCGUUUACCUUCCCGCCAGAGUGGUCCCUAUUUAUCUAUUUGCACUUUGACGUGCUUUCAAACUGCUAGGUUGGCAGGAGCAGGGACCGAGCAACGGGAGCUCACCCCGUCGCGGGGAUUCGAACCGCCGACCUUCUGAUUGGCAAGUCCUAGGCUCUGUGGUUUAACCCACAGCGCCACCCGUGUCCCUGGGCCCAUUUUAGAGGAAUAUUAAUUCCUGCCCCCAUUUCUCUCCCACCCCGCCGCCCCCGUCCUUGCCUCAGGCCCAGCAGCGCUUGAGAGAGAUUGCCCGGGAUUGCCAGGCUGCCCAGCUGAAGAAGUUGAAGGAGAUGAGUGAAAAGUGAGUACUGGCGUGAGGCAAAAUGGGAGGGGAAGCAGCAGCCUCUCUUGGGGACUCUCAGGGGCUGUUCCGCCUCCUCCAGAUGCUGCCUGCCUUUUUGAUAGGAAGCGGCCUUAAGACAGAGUCAAACUGAGGUCCCACCUAGCUCUGUGCUUGUGGGGACCUUCUCAUCCUCCUGAGGUUGUUGGACUGCCGCUCCCAUCAUGCCUGACCUCUGGACAUGCAUGCUGAGGCUGAUGGGAGUUGGAGUCAAGGCUCCCCAUUUCUGGUCUAUGCUAAGUGGCAGCAGCAGUUCAGGGUUUCAAACUGGAGUCUUUCCCAGCGGUGGGUUUGCAGCUUUCUGCUUGCAAAGCAGGUGCUUCACUGCUGCUCUGCUAAAGUAAGAUUCUAGUCCUCAUUGUUCUGAAUGAAAUAUCUAAUCAAACAGUAACUUAGGAAGCUGCCUUAUAUCAAGUCAGGCCAUCGGUCUAUCUUGCUCAGUGUUGUCUACACAGACUGGCAGUGGUUCUCCAGGGUUUUAGACAGGAGUCUCUCCCGGACCUACCUGGAAGUAGCGGUGAUUAAAGCUGGGACCUUCUGCUUUGCCACUGAGCCCAUGCCCAUUCUUUCCCUCCCUGCACCCCCAAACCUUUGGUUAGAGAGAAGAAGGAGCUUCAGAAAAUCCUGGACCGGAAACGACACAACAGCAUCACUGAAGCCAAAUCCCGGGAGAGGAAGAGCAAAAAGGAUGUGUGAGUUGAAUUGGCUUGGGGAUGGGUUGGUUUCCUUCAACUGCUUUCUAGGGCUGCUUUUCCCGUAAGAUCAAAGCAGGCGUGAUCUUCUUUUUUGAAAAAAUCUAAACCAAAAUUAAACCUAAACUGAGAUAAAUGGAGAGAAACAGUAUCCUCAAGUUCAUAGUGGUGUCUUAGAUCACAUCUUUUAAAAUAAAUAAAUAAAUUAUUCAGUUUCCCUUUUAUAAUAUUUAAACACAUCCUCAACUUCCCUCCCUCCCGUCUCUUGGUUUUCAAAAUUAAUCUUUAUAUCAUAGCAUUUAUACAUUUUCCAAUUUACAUUUCAGUCAUUCAGAAUGUCAGUUUUUAAAUAAAUAUAAAAAGGUAGGAGCAGUUAUCGUUACAAGUCUUCUUACAACCCUGCUAGUGUUGUUGUCUUAGAUCACAUCUUAACCAUACGUCCGAAGAACCUUUAUCUCAAAGAAUUUUCUAAAGACUGGAGUAAAUUUGUAAUUUAUUUAAAAGACCACUGCAAACAGUUAAAAUCUUUGGCAGGGAUGUAGUGACACUUGUAAUGUGGAAUUAUUUAUGGCAAUUAUGGUUAUAUAAUAGAUGUGUAAUGGUAAAAGAUGCAGCAAAUUUAAACUUAGGAACUUAGGAAAGGAGGUCUGAAGGUUCAAAAGAACCUUGUCUUUCAAUGUCUGAAAUGGUUGUGUUUUAUAUGUAUAAAAUUAUCAAAAACGCAAUAAAAAAUUAUAAAACAAACAAACAAAAACCAAAGAAUCUUCCCUGUCGCUCCCACUCACCAGUCCAGCUGCCACAUUCUAGAUUAGUUCUAGUUUCCGAGUCACCUUCAAAGAUAGCCCCAUGUUGUACGCCAGGGGUCAGCAAACUUUUUCAGCAGGGGAUGAUCCACUGUCCCUCAGACCUUGUGGGGAGCCAGACUAUAUUUUGAAAAAAAAUAAUGAACAAAUUCCUAUGCCCCACAAAUAACCCAGAGAUGCAUUUUAAAUAAAAGGACACAUUCUACUCAUGUAAAAACACGCUGAUUCCCGGACCGUCCACGGGCCGGAUUUAGAAGGUGAUUGGGCCAGAUCUGGCCCCCGGGCCUUAGUCUGUAUACCCAUGUUGUACACAUUGCAUGCCUUCUUCAUUACAGACUAGUCCGGUGGGUGACACUGGCUUUCUGCAUUCUCUUCCUUAGACUUGGCAUUGCUCCUCUCAGCAGGGAGGAGAAUAGAUGCAAAGCCAGGAUGAUUAGGCUGUAUCUAUCAUUGGCUCUGGCUCCGCUUAUUAUUGGUCUUCCUGCCUUCUGCCAUAGCAGCCCCAAUGGGCACCUGCCACCCCAGCUACGGUUUGCAGAAGCGCACAAUUUUUAAGGGGCAAACCCUUAAGGGCAUGGGAGCUGCUGGGCCUCAAGCGUCGGGCCACGUUCUUGAAGGCCCAUCUCACCAGAGCUGGAAGACCCCAACCUGGCUUGCUUGGAAGGGUGGUGGGAUUGCCAGUUCUGCUUUGGUUUACGGCUAGUGUCUUGUGCUUGUUUGUGUGGAGAGGACAGGGGUUCUUUUAUUUGGAAACAGGGGCUUAUCUUCUCAUCCUGAAAAGGCUCUUUGUCUUCCUUCAGGGAACUGACGGAGAUAAACAGGAGACAUAUCACCGAGUCGGUGAACUCCAUUCGCAGGGUGAGUUUCCCAUUCCCAUUUUUAUUCAUUUUUCAAUUAUUAUUAUUAUAUUUCUAUCCCACCUUCCUCCAAGGAGCUCAAGGCGCCACAUGUUGUGAGGGUAAAACCAGGAGUUACCACAACUCUGUGGGGUAAGUUAGGCUGAGAGGCAGUGACUGGCCCAAGGGCAUACAGUAUCCGUUUACUUUUAUAAAUUGGACAUUAAAAUAAAAUGAAUUUUAUUUUUAUACACACACACACCACUUGGUUAUAGAAAUAGUAAUAAUAAUUUAUUAUUUAUACCCUGCCCAUCUGGCUGGGUUUCUCCAAACCUCAAAGCUGUGUCUAGUAGGGGAUUUGAACCCUGAUCUCCCAGGUCCUAGACCAACACUCUAACCACUACACCACGCUGGCUCUUGAGUCCAGAUGGCACUCUUGAAAUCUCACCUGCACUUUGCAACUCCCUCGCUUUGGGCAAGCCACCCCUGUCAUCUUUUUGGCACCUAUUGAAGACCUUCAUUUUUCAAUGACCCUUUUAAGUGGAGAAAAUUUUAUCCCAUUCUUUAUCCGUGCAGUACUGUAUUGGAUUUGAAAUUGUUUUGCCUGUGAAUUUGUGUGUUUGUGUUUAUUUUGUAAGUCUUUAUUGUCAUUUUCAACAUGCACAGCAAGUAACAUACAACAGUAGUGUUGGUUAGAAAUGUUUUUUUUUAUUGCUUGGGAACUUUUCACAUUAAUUUGUUUUCACGUAUGAAAGUGUUAUUGCUAUCAUUUAUUUAUUUAUUUAGUACAUAACCCGAAAGCAUUUUUAAUGGAUGUUUUAUUUUUUUAAAAAACAUUGUGUUUAUUGCUAUUUUGAUUGUAUUUUUAUUCAUAAAAGUGUUUAUAUACUGUUAUCUCAAUGGAUAGCAGUAUAUAAACACUUUUGGACAGCUAUGAAUAUGAGUUUGACCAAGCUGCGGGAGGCAGUGGAAGACAGGAGUGCCUGGCAUGCUCUGGUCCAUGGGGUCACGAAGAGUCAGACACGACUAAACAACUAAACAACAACAACAACUGCUAUCUCAUAAAAAAAUAUGAGGGUGAUCUGUUCAGCAACAAUAAAACCGCACAACCCACCCCAGUUAAAACCAGCUGUAACAAAAUCUUAAGGGUCAAUUUAUAAGCAGGCAAAAGAGGGACCCCAGCAUGCCUUUCCUGGGAAGCUGCUCCAUAGAGUAGGCGUCACCACCGAAAAGGCCCUUUUGCUCAACUCCGUAAACAGCGUUACUCUUGGCAAAGCAAAAGCAAGGAGAGCUUCACACUGAGCACAAAUCCCACACGUGUAUGUAGAAAAAGAGACAAUUCCUGCGAUAACCCUGAUUCCCAGGUUGUAAAUUUAGAACAUCCAGAACUGGCAUUUUUUAUUUAUAUAUAUAAAAAUUAGCCUGGAAACAAAUCACAAUCCAAUUAUGACCUAAGAAUGGUUCAUCCUGCCAGCCCUGGACACACAAGUUCUGGCCGCUGCUUCCUCAGCUCAUUAAAGUUUCUGGACCAUCUCCGAGUGUAGGUGCAUUACAGGGGUCCGACCUGGAAGCAUCAAAGGCAGGAAUGACCAAGGAGGGGUAGGCCUUAUUUUCCCCAGGAAACACUGUAGCUUGCAAGUCUGAGCGAACUGGUGAAACAAGAGCCAUGUUAACGUUAUCCCUGCCUCACUGACUCUGCUUUCCCUUCCAUCCCAAAGCUUGAGGAAGCCCAGAAACGGCGCCAAGAGAAGCUACUGGCAGGACACCAGGGGAUACUACAGCUGAUUGAGGAUGAAGAGCCACGGGUGAGUGCAGCAAAUGCUUCUGGGCUCAAACCCACAACUCUGAGAUUAAGAGUCUCAUGCUCUUACCGACUGAGCCUGGGUUUUUAUUUUUCAAGUUGUCCAUUGGAAAAAUUCCAGAAUGUAUAUUUGGGUAGGGAACGGGGUUAUUGGGACAACUGGGGCCUGUGCGACUCCGUUUGCCCACGCCUCCUCCCUAGGUCAUAAUCCCCUCAUCCAACAUCCCAGAGGGAACUCUGGGAAAUGUAGUUCCGUGUGAGGCGAGUAGGCGGGAAGAAACUUUUCUCCUCCUCUCAGAAUGGAGAACUUGGAGUCGUACAACAAAGCUAAAAGAUUCAGGACAGGCAAAAAAGAAGUCCUCCUUCACACAGCGCAUAUGUAAUGUCUGGAAUUCACUGUUCCAGAAGAUACAGCAACGGUCACCAGCUUGAAAGACUGGUUAGAAAAAUUCAUGGAGGGUGAUGCUAUCAGUGGCUACUAGCCAUGAUGACUAUGUUCCCUCUCCCCUGUUGAGGGCGGUAGUGUGCUUCUGAAUAUCUCUUGCUAGGAAUCGCAAGCGGGGAGAGUUGCUCUUGAACUCGGGUCCUCUUCUUGGGUUCCUGUAAGCAUCUGGUUGGACACUCUGAGAAAAAGAUGCUGGACUGGAUGGGCCAUUCGCCUGAUCCUGCGCAGCUUUUUAUUGCGUUGUUUUCUUAGGUAAACAUGGGAGAAGACCUUUUCUUUUGAAAGAAUGGCCGUAGGGGCAGGGGAUGGGGAACCCAGAGGCCAAAUACGCCCCUCCAAGCCUCUCUUUCUGGCCCUUAGAAGUCUCCCCAGGCUUCACAUCCUCCUUCAGGGCUUUUCCUGUCUGGAAUGAGCUCUUGGGCUCUGAUAAUGCCUCUUGUUUGUGCGGAUGGAGGAUAGAGGGCAGGGUAUGAAUGUGUGUUUUUGUGUGGAGACGAACCUCCUGCUCAAAGGUGAAAAUCUGUGUUAGUUGCUGUGCCUGCUUUUGCCUCUGGCCCCAGCCACCACUGCCCUGUGGCCUUUGGCAAACAAAAAAGGCAGGCUUAAGGCUGCUGCUUCCACCUUCUAGGGCUGGUUGCCAAGUCAUAAAGCGGCUGCAUCUUCCCGUCACCUGGCAGCCACCCAGCCGGAGAGCACUUUCUGCGUUUGCCAGCGCCAAAGACCUCCCAUUGUUGAGCCAAUUUAAAGUGUUAACACGCAGGCAGCCUGCGGGCUGAGGCCAUCGAGGAAGCGCUUCCAAGUGGCCUUGCUUCCUACCCAAGCUGUAAAGUGUUUGCAAUCUGCUGAACAGCGUGAAGAGCCUUCCCACUGACUCCAGCAGCUCCUGAGAGUGUGGGUCCUUCUCUCUCUCUUUGGUUGUGUUUUAGGCUCCAAAUCCUCUGUUUCUAGGGUUUUAUGAAUAAUAAUAAUAAUAAUUAUUAUUAUUAUUAUUAUUAUUAUUAUUAUUAUUAUUUGUACCCCGCCCAUCUGGCUGGGCCUCCCCAGCCACUCUGGGCGGCUUCCAACAAAGAUGAAAAAUACACUCAAAUGUCACAUGUUAAACACUUCCCUGAACAGGGCUGCCUUCAGAUGUCUUCUGAAUGUCAGGUAGUUGUUUAUCGCUUUGACAUCUGAUGGGAGGGUGUUCCACAGGGCGGGCGCCACUACCGAGAAGUCCCUCUGCCUGGUUCCCUGUAACUUGGCCUCUCGCAGUGAGGGAACCGCCAGAAGGCCCUCGGAGCUGGACCUCAGUGUCCGGGCAGAACGAUGGGGGUGGAGACGCUCCUUCAGAUAUACUGGAUGGUGUUACAGAGUGUUUAGGAUUGGUUUCUGUUGUGUACGCAGUUGUGUUUGCUAACCGUUGCUUUUCUUCUAUGAAUUCGAGUUGUAUGUUCAUUCUGGCUAUAGGUUCUCAGGCCUCGGGAGCGUUCCCAUUUUUGUGUGUGUUCACAAUCAGAAAUGGGCUGCCAGAGGACGAUUAAAAAGAUAGGGAGUUGAGUCAAUUUAGCCAAGUAUCAUCAACACUGACCGGCAGUGGCUGUCCAGGGUUUCAGACACGGCGUCUCUACCAGCCUUACCUGGAAAUGCCAGGGAUCAAAUCUCGGGCUUUCUGCAUGCAGGGCAGAUGCUGUACCACUGAGCUAUGCCGCUUUGCCAAUAGGAACAUAGGAAGCUGCCUUAUAUUGAGCCAAACCGUUGGUCCGUCUAGCUCUGGACUGUCUACACUGACUGGCAGCAGCUCUUUGGGGUUUUAGACAGGAAGUCUUUCCCAGCCCUACUUGGAGUUGGCAAGGGAUUGGACCUGGGACCUUCUGCACACAGAGCAGAUGUGCAAGCACUGAGCUUAUGGCUCUUCUCCAUGCUGUAGGAGCUGCCCACCUACCAAAGGGAUGGCAGCCUAAUUAUCACCCCCUGCGUAGAGACCUGAGAUGCGGACUUCCGGGGGAGGCGCCUCCGGUAAUGGCAGAAUUCCUCUGACCGGGAGGAAUCUGCUCCGUGGAAAUCUGGGUCUGGCCGCCACGGCGAAGGCGGAGACCCAUUAAAAUCAGAGGCGGGAGAAGCCUGUGAACGUGGGAUUCGGCGGGCACCUUUUGCGCCUCCCCCACUCGCGGGGAACCCCGGUUUUUGGGGCUCCGGAGCGACGUGGGGUGAGCGGCGCGGUGCAUCGAAUCGUCUGCUUCUUCCACGGAGCGAAGCCGCAUAGCUGUUGCUGGAGAGCGCUGACCUUUUCCUGUGGACAAUUUGACUUUAAAGUAAUUACCCGUGAGUAGAGCUGAAACGGAAGAAUUGGAUUUCUAAAAGUUUAAUUUGGUAUCGUAACGUGGAGGUUCAAAACAGGAAGUCCGCCUUCCCUUUUUGUAAGUAGACUGAGGCAAUGUAGUUGCACGCUGGAGCCCUGGAAGGUAUUUUGUAAAAGAUCAAACUUCCAACGGUAACGAACAUUACACCCCCUCUUGGAGGCAGGAGAAGAGAGGGGGAAGUUGCGGACUGAGUAUGCCUGCGGGAGAGAGCGAAGAGGCUUAAAACACCGCCGCUCUGACCCUGGAAACGGGCUGCUAGUAAAACUGACGUUUUUUGGAAUGUUAAUUGACAGUGCUUAGAACGUUCAUUGACAGCUAGUUAAAUAAGAGAAAUACAUUGUUUCUACUGUUUCCGGCUGCUUUAAAAAGGAGUAAAAGUAACUGAAAAUUGAAACUAAUUUGAAACUAACUUCGGAUUGUUUAAAAGAGGAUACUAUUGACUUUUACAAAUAGAAACUGUUUCCCCCGAGUGGAAGCCUUUGAAACUGGUUGAUUUACAAGAGUUGGACUAGGGGAAUUUCCAGCUGCAAGUUAAAAACCGUGAGACUCUGGGACUAACCUUGAAUCUUUCAAAUGUUAUGGUAAAUGGAAGAGGAAAAACAGACCAGUCAACUGUUGAUAAAACAUUAAGGUCUGGGAGGACUUGGUAACAAUCCAGGAGAGGUCUAAUAUUAGGCCCUCUUGUUUUUUUUGUUGUUGUCUCUGUACUAGUACAUUUGAAACUAAGAGGAAUGUCGACAGAAGAGGCUUUGGUGGCUGCAUUAUAUAAGAUAAAUGACUCAUUGUAUCAGCUUCACAGGAAAACGGACAUGAUAAAUGCGAAAGUGGACGUUUCAAUUGUUGAGGUUGACUUGAAUGCAGGGAGUAUGGACAAUACCAAUACAGAAACCACCCAGAAAUUGAUACAAGAACCUAUUUUGAUAUGGCAAGCUGUGGAGGAAGUCAAGGAAAAAGCUGUUGCUGUUGAAGGUACAGAAACACAACUGGAGAGAAAGAGAGCCCCAGUCCUACAGAGGCAAUUUGAUGAACAUAAGUUGACGCUCGCUAUGACUGAAUUUAAGGAAAAACAGACGAAUUUGAGGUUUAGAGUUCACCUUUGGUGGACAUGCCCAAGGAUUAAGACACUCUGGGAGAUGAUUCAUAACGAAAUGAAAAAGGUAUUUAAAUAUACCCUUUUGAAGAAACCAGAGGCCUUUCUCCUGGGCAUGGUCGGUCAAUUGGUCUUAAAGAAGGAUAGAAUUUGUCUCUUGUAUGCAACAAUAACAGCAAGAAUACUCAUUGUGAAGUACUGGAAGGCACAAGAUUUAUCUAUCCGGGAAGAAUGGCAGAUGAAGUUGAUGGACUAUAUGGAAUUGGCGGAAACGACUGGCAGAAAUCCGAGACCAGGGAGAAGAGUCGGUGGAAGAAAACUGGAAAAAGUUUAAGACUAUGUAUAGAAAUAUUGUAAAAAUAAUGAAUGUUAGAAAAAUGUUGGAAUGAAGUUAUAUGGCUUUAGUAGAAAUGUUAUAAGGAAUUAAGUAUAAAUAGAAAUAGAGUAUUAAAGGGAAAAAUAAGAUUAGAAUAUGUUAAGAUAAUUAUAGGAUAGAAAACAGAGGAAGAUGGAAAGGAAUUGCUGAAACAAUUAAUAGAAGUGGAAUACAGAAAGGGAGGUGUGAGGAGGUCGUGGAAAUAAGGGAAUGAAAGCUAAGAUAUUGAAAUUGUUUUGUGUUUUAAAUGGUUUGCGUCUUGUUUUGUUAAUCUUAUGUUUUUUCUCUUUUUUUCUUUUUCUUUUUUCUUUUUUCUGUUUUAUCGUGUUCAAAUGGUUGGAAAAUCAAUAAAUAUUUUUUUUAAAAAAAAAUAGAGACCUGAGAUGCAAAUUUUUAGCAGCCUUCAUUCUCAUUCUGUGUGUUUGUGUGUGUGUUAAGGGUGGCCCAUCCCCUUUUGCCACUGGAGGCGAAGUGGGAAUUGCUGCCUCCUGUGCCUGCCCACCGUGCCCCACUUCCGCUACCACCAUCGCACCCCGAUUCUCACAAAUCCCAGUGCGAACCUGGCGUGCUCCUUCAAGUCUUGCUAUUCACUUGACUUCUGGGGACGGGGAAGGCGAGCAGCGGUGCCACUUGUGAGAAAGCCUCUCUGCCACCGAUGGAAGCGGUGGAGCGGGCGGGGAUAGCGCCACCCCUUGAGUUUUGUGAAAUGUUAGAAACGGCUUGUAGCAGAGAUCGUAGCGUGUUCAUUUCUCUCCCCUCCUGCUUCUCUCCUUUCUUCCUUUCCCCAUUCCCCCCCCAGUUGGCAGCCCAGUUGGAGCGCGAGUGCGAGCUGGAGGGCCUCACCCUGCCUCAGGAGAUCCGCCGUUACCUGCAGGAAGAGCUGGAUGGCAGCGUCAGCAAUGGGCACCCCCCUGGGUCUCCCCUCGGCCCCACCCCUCCCGAAGAAGACCUGACCGUCUUGUGAGACUUGGAGGAGGACACCCGGCAGUGGCCGCAGUGCUGAUGUGCACAUGCGCACGCACGUGCGAGAGAGAGACGGGAGGCAUCUUUGGGGCAUCUCCUGCCGUCCCAGGGCUUGUUAAAAAGUGUGUCAUGGGGCAGAGCCUAUGGAAGAAAAACACACACUAAAGGCACUUGGCUUCCUCCACCCCCUUUCCUUAAAAAAAAAAAAAAAGCAAAAAGAGCAAAUGUUUUAUUUUUUUAAACUAUUUUUUUUUUAAUUCAUUAACUAAGUGCAACUUGUCUUCUCCCAACCUCUCGGUCUGUGCUUUUUGAAGCUGGGAAAAAGACUUGCGGGAGGGGUGACUGGUGAGGGCUAAAGUAUCAGGCAACCCUGGCACCACCAACAUGCAUUCAUGCGCACCUCACACGUCGUGGGGGGCGAGAUGGGGAAGAUGGCAGCUGAUGGCGGCCUCUUUUGUGUUUUUUCCCCUUUUAAUGCACUAUCUAGGGAGGGUGGGAUCUCCCAUACUCCCUGCUCGCCAAUACUUUUCCCCCCGCAGAGGGGAAGGAAGCAAAAAGGGCUAUUUUAAAUAUAAGAUCCUCCUCUUUAAAAAAAAUAAAAACGAUGGAACAUGUGAGGGGAAAACCUGUGGGAAAACACCUCCACUCUCCCCCAGAGGAGCGCGGCUGCCUGCACAUGUAAAGCACAUGACUUCCCCAAAGAAUUCUGGGUCUGUUGUUUGUUGAGGGUGCAGGGAACUAGUCCUCUGUGAGGGGGCAAACUAUAGCUCCCAGGAUUCUUUGGUGGAUGUUGUGCACUUUACCGUGUGGAUACGUGGGACUGAUCCACCAAGGCUUUUCUCACCAAAGGAGGGCCAGGCCUCCAUACACACUGUACAUUUAGAGCAUGACUCCCUCGCCUCUGAGAAUCCUGGGAAUGGUAGUUUACCCCUCUCUAAGCUCCAAUUCCCGGCACCCUUAACAAACUAUAGUUCCCAGGGUUCUCUUGGGGAAGUCGUGCAGUUCAGAUCUUACGGUAUGUACACAACCUGUGUAUGUUUCUCCCUCUCAUCCUUCCCCCCCUUUCUAUGGGGUGAGGAGCUUGGGGGACAGGGAAGCGGUGGACAGAUUUGGGAAGGCAAUGCAACAAAAGGGCUAAUUAAAAAAUCCUGGGAGGCAGGUCCUUCGCUGCUUUGGGAGAUGGGUGCAAAGAGCAAAAGGGGAAGGGGGGGCUUUUGUUCUGCCCAUGUGAGGUUGUGGCAGGAAGACAACCUAGAGCCCCUCUCUUUUUAUUUCUUAUUUCCUUCCUAUGGAUGUAAUUUUCUUUCUUGCCUUAAACUUUUUUUUUAACAUAUGUAAUAAACGUGUAAUUCAGUUGC
Molecule: messenger RNA, 74213 nt
Organism: Podarcis lilfordi (Lilford's wall lizard)
Lineage: Eukaryota; Metazoa; Chordata; Lepidosauria; Squamata; Lacertidae
Source: the annotation of a GenBank genome assembly